AUGGAUUUAACUUUAAUUAAAAAGCCCUGCAAUAAGUAUGAAUUUGAAAAGGACUUAUAAGGACCCAUUUAAUUAUUCCAGCAAUAGCUUAAACAAUUUUCCAAUUGACACGCCAUUUCGACGUGUUCGGGAGUCCAAUCCUGGUCGCUUUUCCCAGCAGGGAAGGCAUUCUGAUACCGAAGAUUUUUGCCGCAGCUCACUCGAUGGUCAUUUGCGCACUCGUCCAUCUAAAGGCAAGUUUGAAACAUUGUCCUUUUUCAGACUUAACGCUUGAAAACUUUAUUUUUGUGGUAAAGUAACACUGACCAGUUUUUUUUUAAUGAUUCGGGGCACAGUUUUCUAAAUUUGUAAAAGGGCCCUCGAUUGUGUUGCCGCCUACUUUUUAAUUUGUUGCGUUAUUUUUCCCUACUUUGAAGGACUAUGAGAAUGAUAAUAACGAUUAAACGAGAAUUUUUCUUUGGAGAAUGUCUCAUCUUCUGACACGGGCAUUGACACGGACAAUGAUAAUAAAAGGCUACGAGAAAACGAUUGAACGAGAAUUUUUAUUUACAGAAGGGUUCAUCUUCUGACGCGGGUAUUAAGGCAGUGACUUGUGUGAUUUCUUUAUGAUUACUGGUACUCCAUUCUCACAGGCUUUACAAACAUCAGGCUCGUUAAAUUACGGUUCAUAAUCCGAGUUAUGUACUUUGUCAUCACGAGAACUCUAGUUACAGUUGAGUGCCAAGUGUUUAAUAUUUUAAAGAUAUAUCUUAAACGUAUAUAGCCAUUCCCCUUAUUCCCUGCUAGCACCAGCCCCGUUUGGACCAGUCAAACCCCGGGGCGCGAAGGGGCUAUGCCCAAUAUGGGCGGGGCUACGCACCGGGCUAUAACAUGGCAAAUUUGCUUGGGGCUAAAACUUAUAGUUUAGCACGAAAUGACGGUAUACGAGGAAGUUGUGCAGUGUUUACUUUGUUAUGGCACUAAUAAAAAAGCUGUUUUAUUUGUUAAACAACGGGCAGACCUUUAUAUUUUGAGCAGAUCAACUUGUAAAGACUAGGCAAUGAAUGACUGAUUUUGCCCUUUUGCUUUGGGCUCCGGUUUGUUUAUCACCAAAGUGUUUUUCAAUAAAAGAAUCCCUUUUUUAUGUUACACAUUCCCCCAGUCUUUAUUUUGCAACGACUGCGUUAUUAUUCUCAAGGGUAAUUCUAUAAGCCGAAUGCCGUUCAAAUUACAGAUCGAGGAUAUAAUUAUCCGACUAUCCGGAUCAGUAUUUGUAGAAAAACUUUGGUCAGCUUUUCUAGUUCGCGACAAAUAUCCGUAAAAAAAGCCUAACUACUUUACUUCGCUUACUAGAAAUAAGCAUUUUAAAUCUUUUAAUCAGCCAUCUUUAAACGUAGUCUGUUGACCAUAUGCUGAUAAAUCGAAUGAAAUUGCAGCAAAGUUUUACCGUUCUUCGCACAAAUUCGUCUCACAAAUAUGCAGUAACGAGAUUUUUUAAACAUGAUGUGUGGCUUGGAUUCUUGAUUUUCGACUUCCUUAUUGCUUAAGUGUUAAUAGUCACGUUACAUAAUUAAAAAACCUUAAAACCUCCGUUUUAAACAAUUUUCCUCAACCUGCAAGUUUUCUCCUCGUCUUCUAGGUCGAAGCCCUAGUCAGGUCCCCGGGAUGUCUACCGCAGUCUCUCCGCCCACGCAACUUGGCGGGCCCUCGGAAGCAUUUGAGCAAAUCCGAGCUGAGAACCGCGCUGUUGGACGUCUAUUUUGUGAUGCUUCCUUCCCCGCUGACGAAUCCAGCCUCUAUUAUAGUCGCCGUCCUCCUUGCAACAUUGUAUGGAUGCGACCACCAGAAAUAGUCUCCGCCAUGUGCCGCACUGAUGUGUUGGGCAUUGCUCCAAGAAAGAUAAACUACCCCGAGUUUAUUGCCGAUGGAGCCAUUCGAUUAGGUGACUUGCGGCAGGGCGAACUCGGUACGUUCAUGCGGGCUGUUUAUGUCGUUAAGCGUUAAAACGUCUGUAUAGCACCGUCGUGACCAUUGUUAUGCCGCACAACUUGAACAACCGAAAUUAGAAGCGAUUCGAUUCAAAACUAUUCUCAUUGGCGCCUUUUCCUUUUGACGGGAGCACGGUUAGGCAAAUUAUCUUGUUUUAUAGCUACGGUAGCAGCUUUUCAGAUUUCACCAAUAUUGCCGUACUGGUAUUAGCAAACACUGUUCAUUAUUUUUCGUGUUUUUUUACGGACGUGAAUAAAUAGGCCUGUGACCUUACUCUAGUACGAAGUAAGUAGAGGCGAUUUUCCUGAAGGUGACUAGGAAGAGGGGGCGUUAGAUAGUGUCACUUGUUCGAAUUUACACGUGAGGCAUCGGAUAAGCUUGCACAGACGUUUCUUUAAGCAAAACACGUCCAACAAUAGGACAGGGAUCUCACCGAACGGAUUCUUGUUUGCUACAACUUUAAGCGUCACAGCCGGCCGGUCUCAUAUGUUGUUUUAUAAUAAUUCUCCUGUGAAGAUUUUUAGCAUCAUCAUUAACUCCGCAGUUUCCUAUUCGUCUUUGGGUGGUUGAUUAAAUCUAAGCAAUCAACACUCAUAAGAAAGCAACGAAGAGUCCUGGUACCUCAAGAAUAACCGUGCAUUCGAUAUGCAAUUUUCGUGGAGACGAACAUGGUACUUAAAAGGAUAUUAUGGUCCCCUGGUGUCUCUACAAGUACCAAAACGUGCUUCUGUGCUGCCAAGAGCAAAACUGAGUGCAACGACUCAAAAAGGCGUCAAUUUCUUAGGCUCAUUGAAAUUUAGAAGUUUCGGAGGAAGUAAGUUGAGUAACAAGAAAUAAUUCGUUUAUUCGUUAAAGCUUGAGUUGUUUAAACGAUAAACAAGUCGUUUUUUGCCUAACUCUGAUAUAUUUUUCUGACCUAGGGUCCUUGUGCACCUAGAACUAUUUUUUCUCAGUGUCUCGCAUUUUCAUAUUUUUCGUAGUUGCACACAAUGUAUAACCUAGUGAGUGUGCGGAUGCAGGGUGUCCCCAGGCAGCAACAGCGUCAACAAUUAAUAAUUUCACAAUUUAUAAAGAAUAAAAAUAUUAUAAUGAGCGACCUCUUCGUGCUUACGCUAAAUUCGCGCUUGUUACUUCGCAGAAACGAACGAAAAGAUUUUAACCCGUUGUGGUCGGCUUGGAAUAUCAAUGAAGGCAAGGUACUUCUAAUAAAGAUUUUAAUCGGCGACUUAACAAGCUUUGCUGCUCGCCGUGGCUGAAGUGAAAGCCUGAACAAUUUUAAUUCCGAAAGACAUACCUAGAAGUAGCGUAUAAUGCACGUCUGUGUGACCAGUCAUGUUUGGGCGAAAAAGGAGAAGACUAAUUUGGCUCCAUUACCAUGCAGACUAUUUAUUGGGAGAUUUCGUUUGAGUAGGUGAAUUUUCUACGUAUUUCAACUCUCUUUGAUUCCGAACGCCUCAUCUUCAGUUUUGAGUGUUGUCUAUGUGUUGGAAAACCCACCAACUCUUUGGCUAUUUCUAUUACCUCGGUCUACUCGAUCGUCGACCUAUCUUCCUUGGAGAUAAGUGCGUGUGGUCUGUUGCACUCUCAGUGAGCUGCAUGUGUAUUAUAUGUGGUAUGUGUCCUAUGACACAGCGUUCGUUGUCGCCAGUAGCAGGCUGAUGGACGGGCAGAAGGGGAUCGAAUGAGAUCUUAACCACAACAGUGAGAGUCACACGUUUAUUUGGCAUAUAUAUAGGCAGAAUGGUAUUACCGACAAAGACAAGGGAGACUGGAAUGGCCAUUUCUGGCUUAUUAGCCGUCGUCAGCCAGUCAUGCCCAAGCCCGAAGUGUGGAACACCCGAGCCUCGAACUCGCGCCCUGUUAGUUAGAGGUCCACGCUUCUAACCACUGCGCCACGAGCCCGUUGCCCUGUCGGUUUUCGAUCGGGAAUGUACAAUGGUAGGGGGCACUCACCGAUCGUUCAUAUGGAACUCACUCGUUCCGUUGUGCCUUACGGGCUCUCUCUAUCGGCUCUCUCUCCCUCUCGACGACGACGACGACUAAUUAGACAGAAAUGGCCAUUCCAGUCUCCCUUGUCUUUGCCGGUAAUACCAUUCUGCUUAUAUAUCAUGCGCCGGUGAGCGGCUGCUGGUUGGGCUUGAGAGAGGGAGCCCUUAAGGCACAACGAAACGAGUCAGUUCCGUAUGAACGAUCGGUGAGCGCCCCCUACCAUUAUAUAUAUAUAUAUGUAUUUCGAAAGAAAUAAGGUCUUUGGGAAAGAUAAACAAGUUUUAUUGUAAAUUUUCGAUCUUGAUUCCCCAAGUCGUCUUCAGACGUGAAGUAAGUGUGCAAAACAGUUAACAUUUAAACAUGCCGAAAAAAUCGAUUUUGCCUUGUAACUCCUGCUGGUGUAAUGUUCUGAUUGGCUAACGCCUUUUUCACUUUUCCUUGAGGCUGUUGUACACCGUAUCCAAUUCUACGUGUCGAUUGAUGCAUGCGCUAUCAGAAUGGAUGGCCUCUAAAAAUUCACGGCCCUUUUUGGAUGAGUAGACACCUACAAUGCGAGUCCUGUCCCAGGCGAAUUUGUGUCCCGUUUCUAACGUAUGUAUGGCCACUUGGGACAAGUGGUCGCGUCUUUUUACGGCCAACUGAUGUUCGUGUAUUCGCGUAGAGGCCGAUUUCCCAGUUUGACCGCAGUAAACUGCAUUAGAGGUGUUGCAUGGUAUCUUGUAGAUGACUUCCUUCUUAUCUAAAUAGCCAGCCCUAUCCUUAGGCUGUACAAGCUGGUUACGAAUUGUAGCCGUCGGCUUGUGCGCCACAUGCAUUUGGUGCUUCCUCAAGUGUCUUUCAACUAGUUCGGACACAUUCUUAAUGUACGGAAGUUUUCGCCAGUUUUUUGGUUUGGGCGCCCGAUGGGAACAAUCUGGUUCCUUCUCUCUUUCUUUUAACUACUGUCGUCGCAUGCAUCGGUGUACAAAAUAUCUAGGAUACCCAUUCUGGGAAAACAGUUUUAACAAAUACUUCAGUUCUGUUUGAUAUGUUUCGCUGUCAGAGCAGUGAGUUCUUGCUCGGUUAAGGAGGCUGUUCACGGCACUCCGUUUGUGAGAGAUCGGGUGAUUGCUCUCGUAAUGCAAAAGGACUUCUGCGUAGGUUUCUUUGCGGUAAACCGAAGUAUGAAAUGUCCCGUCAGGCUUUCUCUGUACGAGGACAUCAAGAAACGGGAGUUUGUUGUUAGCCUCCUUCUCGAGUGUGAAUGUGAUUCCUGGAAGUGUUGAGCUUAUAAUAUUGUGGAGUAUUUCCAGUUGAUCACUUUUAACAAUGACAAACGUGUCAUCGACAUAUCGUACCCAUAAUCUGGGGUUAAUUAGUGGUAAGGCGAUAGCCUCUAAUUUCUGCAUCGUGACUUCUGCAAGAAAACCAGAGAUGGUUUAAAAUUUGCGUGACUCAGGUAAUUGAAUAGGAGAAGACGCGAAGUAGCGCCCACUCAUCUACCCUGAUAGCCUGAGAUAAUAAAGGACGAUAUUAUUAUACCCUGGACCUUCAGGUAUAGGCACCAUACCACUUAAUGUCUAGUAUAUUAAAAUGUAUCAAAUCCUAUUAAAAAAAUAAAGGAUGUUGCGCGGGCCAGUCCCUCUUAGAUAUAUUUUUUAUUAUCUUGCCACCGAAACACGCAUUGUAAGCGGUCUUUAGGGAGCCAUUGCAAUAUUUACAUUUAUGAUCGGAGGUGAGUUUGACCAGCCUGGUGGAGAUAUAUGCGGUGUCUUGGAAUUUUUAAAGGGCUGAAUAUCCCAUGAAAAUGCACAUGACGAGGGACCACGUGAGUUAUAUUCGGAGACGUCAGAAGUGUCCGUCACUGUAAGAUGCUGACUGCUGAAAGGGUAGUCUUUCAACGCCUCACACCCUUGCCCUGUGAAGGCGGAUCUCGUCAAUAUAUAGAAAACAAAUGUGCACUCCUCUUCUCCGAUACACUUUUCUACAGAAAUAUCGCUUAGAAGUUUACUAGUGACGGGGUUUAACAGGCAGAGAAAGUGCUGUCGUCCAUAUGACCUAGCCUUCUCCCAUCGCUCCUCCCUUUAACAAUCGCUGGGGUGCGUUACAUUCACAACAAACUUUAUUUGACCCUUUCAGAGAGGAGGAAACAGUGAUCAUGUGUGAUCUGUGGGUGGAUAAGGAGGCCCCUUCCACAGAAUGCGGUGGUAGAAAUCGCGAUGAAACAGUUCGAAGCGUCUAUACAGUGCGAGAUGAAUGACCCAUGUGUUCCCGCGCGAUCGAUACGUUACUGACGAGCCCAGGAUGGCCACCAUCGCGACAGUAACCUUGAAUUGGACGCCCUUGUCCGAGGCUUCGCGCAUUCAUGUUCACGCAGUGAAAACAACAGCGCCUGCACAACCUGUAGGGUCGUGCUACGAUCGGCCGCACGUGCAGAUAAAUCCAGGAUCACUGCCUGUCCUCCUUUUACCCUAUGCUCGAGCGAGGGACUGUUGACUGAGUUACUCCGCCAAAUCUCCCGAUGUGAGAAGUGCUCAGCUCGCGCGCGGGAAGGCAGCGGAGGAGACGACAGAUCUAGCGAAGAAGAGUGGGGCGUAUGCGGUAGAGAGGUUGUGCGGGUGCUUCCGCAAGAGGGAAGACGCCGCUUACUAUCUGACCGCGUGUGAGUAGUCGCAGUCGCAUGCUGUUGGCGGCCGCGCGCACACAUCUGUUCGGUCAAUGCUCUCACUCUGUCCCUCCCUCUCUCGUACUGAGCCGUCACAUUAAUUUGAUCUCGUCGUCAGAGACGCGAGGUAGCUAGCGCCGUUACACUUCGAAGUCGAUUGCGUGUCUUAUAUAUGCUGCCGUUCAGGAAGGUUAAAAAUGUUGCGAAUAGCGGGAUGGGGAAAGCAGCCGGUAGAUCGUUCGUUAUUUACUCAGGGUUCUUAGAUCCAAAGAGCGCGCUCUUAUUAGGGCUUCUCAGGGACGGCAAGUUGCACCGAUGCGUCGUGGGAAGCCAACGUUGUACCACCUACAAGUACAUCCGACAUUCGCUAUCCGCUUGCCUUUUACAGUCUUUGGGGCGCUGACUCACUUUAUACCUGCAAUGGUUCAUUCCCCGUAUAAGACGUUCCUCGUCUGUCAGUUAAAGGGGGCCGGGAUGCCCCUCUGAUAAUUGGGCAAACUGUACUCGGGAAGGUGCGUUAUGGUCAAUGCAGCACAAUAGACACAGUACCAUGCAUGACAAUAUUUGUUCCCCUUGAGACUACCUUCAGUUUUCGGUAAGAUGUGGUUUGGUAGCCCCACCUGAUGGACACAAUACUGUUGGGGUUGGGGUUAGGGCUGGGGGUUAUGGUAAGGGUUUGGGGUUUAGAAUUAGGGGUUAUAGUUAGGGGUUAGCGCAACUAUAUCUCAACCAUUUAAAGUACAACCGCACAUUCUCAAUAGGUUUUUUUGUAUACAACUACUUGAGCCUGUCGCCUGUGCGUUUCCCGACCCCACCUGUAAAACCCCUAUUACCACCUGUCCUUUAAUAGAGGUGACUGAGGUUUGUUUACUGCAGGUGCCAUAUAGGGUUCAUAAAAUUUAAUAAUGGAUGUGGACAAUGUCGUAUACUUCUUAUAAAGCAUUAAUAAACAGGCGGGUGCGAUGCUGUCCAAGUGAAUAUUGCAUGGUCUUAAAAAUCUCAUAAUUUGGAAACCCUUUUGAAGCCGAAAUAUACGCUUUGCUUGAGCGUAAAAUUUGAAGAUGUGAUUUGUUACCAAACGAAUGCAUGAAAGUAUAUGCUCAUACAUUUUCUCUACGAAAUGUGUUUUAAUUUAUAAGGACAUCGAAAAUCAACAGGAAAGUAUACGUACUAUUUAUGUGACCACUUUUUACCGAGUACGAUUUUUGUAGGCGGCCGAAAAGGAAUUCAUUCAAAAGCCGUCAUCCUGGAGUGUCUGAAAUAUUAUGGGAUUGGACUGCACGACGAUAAAUAUUAUUAUUCCACUAAAGCCAUCAUUCUUAAUUAAAAACGCGUUUCAGAAUUUCGGUUAACAUUUCAUGAGAUGGACCACUGACUGUAGUUUAUUCCAUUUCGAAGCUUGUGACAGUCUUGGAACUGGUCUACUUGUACAUCGAUCACAUCGUUUAUCAGCGAAUACGAAUAGUAGAUUUCCGCUCAAUCAGUCUGUUGAAAAGUGGGUCAAGACCUUAUUAUGUGUCCACGCACAUAGAUACUUGCUCUAAACCUUCCUGAGUCUCCAGAGGACCGAGAUUGACUAGACAGAUUCCCGACCUAAUACACUAAAUGUUAGGACCGUGUGUUCCCCUUGUUCCCUUGCCUAGCAGAGCACACGAACCCAUGCUUCUUAAACCGCCGUACUUCCUGUAUAAGUAGUCCUUUAUUUCGAAAUCUCGAAUUUCGGCUUGCAAUCGAUGACUGAAGAGUCAACGUAUUUUUGCGGAAGUAAGCUAAAAUUUUAUCAUCUUCCGACAGGCAUCACCAUUGAUGACAGACAGACUUUUCUUGCCUAUCAAACUGGUUGUUGUCAAGGCCUAGUUCGUUUUGUCACUUCAAGACUAGUUUUCUGUCAGAGGACUCAGUCAGCACCAGGGCCAUUUUCAAUAUAGAACUGUUCACUGCCUCAUAGUUGAGUACAACGGCUUUCACUACAUGAGUGAUCUGUUUUCUCUUCGGGUCUUAUGAUGCCUUCGUGAAUGGCCUACUUUGCGGAUAUAAAAGAGUCACGUCAAAUGUACGGUACUUAGCCGAAGAGGACGAAGCCCUUUCGUAUAGUAGGUUUUUUCUAAGAUCCUUAACUGAAUACGCGCCCACUGUGCCCGGAGGAUUUCGUCGAUCUCCCCGGCCGUGAGGAGAAACGAAAAUCUUAUUUGCUUAGUGGUUCUGUAUACGUUUGUUUCCAAGGGCUGACUGGUGGUAUAUCAACACCGCAGGCAAACUGCACCCACUUAUUUCUUAAUUCGGGCAUGUUUGACUAUAUACGCUUUCAGCAUCGUCCGCAUUUACGUUGCUGUUAAGAGAAGGGUGAUGUCGCAUGAUUCUCAUUGGUCAUUUUCAGAGAAUACGCAACUGACCAGCCACUCUAUGAUUUACCAUACUGACAGCUCAGGUACUGGCUAAAGCCCAGACACAUGUUUCGCCGAUAUUCAAUGUGACAAAUUAUGCAGCAUGUGUAUACUAUUGGCUGUCUGCUGGCACUUGAUGAAUAUUACGCGGUUAUUCUGCGGGAGCUGGUAGAUUUAGCCUCGAAUGUUCAUAGCAACUUUUGGAUUGAACCUAGGAAGCUUUCGUUCGGAAAGCUUCAUUCGUAGCACCAACCCUAACUCCAACGCUCCCUGGAAUGUGAGAUAAGGUCGCAUGUAAUACGGGUGGGGGUCUAUAUUCUCGGAAAAUAUGACCACCAGUUUAGUCUCAAGAGAAAGUAUAUUAAUGCAUUUUUUGAAGAGCCGGUGGAUAAUAUUUUAUACAACCACAAAGUAGGCGAAUUUAAAAAGAGAAUUUGACUUGAUCGAGAUCUUUGAACCGGGCGGGGUUAGAUCAAACGUAUACAGAAACAGAGAAGCUUUCUUUUGUGUGCACAGAUGACCCUGUUUCUAUCGCAUUGCAUUCCACCUCACUUCAUUGCCUUCCUGUUUGUGUUUACGUCUACUCACUCAUUUUAAUCCCUCUUUAGCACUCUUCGUAGGUUAUUGGGGACCGUGAAAAACUCUAUCACAGCUUUUUGCAAUAUGACCUUACGAUUUCCAUUUGUCCACAAACACAUCCGUUGUGUUCUGUAUCCAGUCGCGUGCCUCAGUACUCUGCGUUCAAAAUGCGUUGAAAUAUUCAAAGAUGAAGUCAUUUUAUUCUAGGUUUUCGAACUGAUUUUUCAACUAUGUUUUUUCCUUCGAAUUAUGUCAAAAUGAACGUGAUACUAAGCAGAAAGCUAUGACAGACGACGUUACACGAUUCCCUUCACGGUCGAAAAAUCCCACUCAUUCGUUUUUAAGGCCGAAAAGCAUGACGGUUUUUGCGAAGUUGAGAAAUGAGAGGAAAGUUAUUUUCUGGAUGCAAUCCAUUCUCAGUAUCCAGCUUCACGUUCUCCUUCACUGAACUUUAACUAGUCCAGCUCGCAUCAUAAAAAUCGGACCCUCUUAAAAAUUUUAGCACUUGUCUGCAGGACAGUGUGUGCCAACACUCAUCACAUGCCGAUGUAAAUCCAAAAAUAUUCUGUCGACUAAAAAUACUAAUUAAACUUAAUUACCAUAUUGAUAUACGUGAAAAACGUAUCAACCUGCCUACUAAAUAGCAACAUACCGGCUUGAGACUAAAACUCAUCCGUAAAAUGGGUAAAUUGUAAUCAGCAUAAAAUUUCCUAUCAGAAAAGGUUUCAUAGAGUUUCUUGAUUACGCAAGGGCAGUCAUUUUGAGUCCAAGGGGUCUAUGUGCUAUCCUUUCGUGGGACUAUGUCAUUUCAAAAGAUUUCGUGGAAGUAUGUGAGUAUUAAGAAGUCAGCAAAUUCCUAUCCUUUUCGAACCCUUGAUUUUUGCGAUUUCGCACAAUUUUCAUAUAAGUUAGUCUGAAUAUUUGCUAAUAGUAACUGAUUAUUUGUCUUCUUAUUCCUACCGGGACGUUUAGACAUUUCGAAACUAACGGAAUAUGACUGGAAUAAGGGCGAAACUUAAAAAUUAAGCUCAGAUAACUCGCCCAUAUUGCGCGGCACAUGCAUUUGAGUGAAUGUCUCAAAAGGUCCUUAAAUUGCGGUUCCUUUGCAAAUACAAAUCUGCAACUCUUCCAAAGCCUAAUGGUUACUAAAACUCAUUUAAAAAAUGGUGAGUAUACAAACUAACCCCAUGUUUUUCCCUUCAAUAUAAAACCGGGAUUGUUAGUGGGGAGAAUAUGUUCCUUUAGUACUAUCGACCCACACGAAAGUCCCGAUGCUGCAUUGUAUGAAAUGAACGGACGUUUUGCCGUUCGAUGUUACAACUCACUUUAAACAAUAUUGUUACCUGAACUUGUAAAUGCAAAUUUCCAUUUGUUGUUGUAUAUGUUUUUUGUAGUUUCUGUGUGUGCGGGAAUUUGCCUUUUAUAGACCAGAACUGACUGCCACAGGGAAACUGCUUGCUCUUGCUGCCCUUUACACUUUCCUAAUGCUUCAAUGCAGUUUUGACCUUUUUCACCGGGGUGCCUUACUUGGAUUGACUGGUUCCCUUUUCUACGCCGGCCGUUUUAUUGUGAGCUUAGAGCCUACUCCUUCCAAUGAAAAAUUACCUUAAUCUCAAAGAAAAUUUAGAUUUUGGAAGGUGCCAAAAGUCUAAAACUAGCUGCUUUUUCCCGUUUUAGGCGACUGUUGGGUUGUCGCGGCCCUGGCUGCCAUGGUAACCCAACCGCGGCUAACACUGCGUUGCAUCCCCCUGGGACAGUCCUUCCGAUCCGACUGGUACGCCGGCUGCUUUUGUUUCCGCUUCUGGCAAUUCGGCGCUUGGGAGGAGGUCAUCGUCGACGAUCGCCUUCCUGUCCGACCUGGUGGACGCCCUCUUUUCGUGCAUUCCAAUAGGCAAACGGAAUUUUGGCCUGCCCUGCUGGAGAAGGCUUACGCAAAGUGAGCAACUUCCAGUCAAGUCUCUUCUGUAGGAAACAUUCACAAUCAGCGAUAUUUUGAGUACCAUAGGAAUAAGCAAAAGGAGACCGCCGAGUUUCAUUUCAACUUAAAGGGAUCCUAGAUUGGCUUACCCCAACACCCACCAAAUUAACCAUCCAGCCAUCAAUUUCCCCCCUUUUGUCUACGAGAAUGGAACUUACGGAUUAUUCAUUCUAAACAGACGCAUGAUACUACGAAGUCCACACGUAAUCAGUCAGACUGUGUGCGGUAGGUUUAAGAAUGUGAAUUUAGGAAUGAGGUCAGACGACAAGCGGGCAACCUGUGUUCCCGGUGUACAAAAGCCAAUCAGUAGAUAGAGAAGCGUUUCUGAUGUCUAAAAACAGGUCAGACAAGUUGCUGUGAUGUUUCUGUUCAUAGCAUUCAGAGGGAGCAGCUUUAUCGUUACGAGAUAUUCGCCGAUCAAAGCAAAUUUUGGAGGCGACAUUACGUUCUCUAUACAUUAAACUGUUGGCUAAUUGCUAACCAAUCAUCAGCCGCGUCUCUCUUUGAUUUCCAAUGCAGACUUUAGAAAAAGAUACUACUUAAACAUGCUUUCUUGUAAGGUUGUAAAAGUGUUACAGAUUGGUAAUUGCUAAUGAUUAAAAUUAGUGAAAUGCUUGCUCAACUGAUUGCUGACAACUUUAAUCUUCUUGAGAAACCCCACAAUUCGAAUCAGAACUCGCAAACCAGAGCCCAAUAGUCGUCUCCGAACUCGGUUAAGUCGCAACUCGCCAGACAGUGAUUUCAUUGGACUGUUUUGCGGACGCUUUAUAUUCGAAUCUGGUCGUUUCUAUCCAUUACCCUGAUAGGGCCCGAGAGCCUGCGGGUUUCACGGCUAGCCUUCGCUGAGGACUAAUCCACUAUCUGUCACCCGUGGACGCGCCACUCAGCCUUCGGUUUGGGCAUCAGGCGGACUCCGUCUCCCGAUAUAUCAUAGUUCGCCUAGAUACAGCGGGUGCGUAAGGCUAUGAAACAUUUCAUAGAUGGUCGAGUUUAUUUGCAGACCGCACGUGUUGGUGUCAUAACUGCAGGUAUAGGAAACGGAUAUGUAUGACUUGGACAUAAGUGGAACAUGAAGCCUUAACCAGGAACCGUAUUUUUGACUUUAAAUCUUUUGUGAAGUUGUUCGAAUGUUGCGCUCGAGUUGGUGGAUCCGCGGGAAGAAGACUUUCCGGAGCCAUGACGCGUUCACGGUCCGUACGAACUGUACAACAACUGUCUCCGUCUACUUUCUUUGCAUCAAAGUAGUUCGUCUCCACAGGGUUACUGUUCGGUAUAGCAGGGCAGCGCGUCCACCACAUCUGAGGGCGAACAUCAAGGCCGCCAGCUGUAUUUUGCAAUACAAUUAACUUCUGUUUAAUGACUACGAUGACCAUUUUUCUGCUUCCACGAAUAGCAAGCAGAAUUCUAAGCGAGGUUGCAGUGUCAUUAAAGUAACCAAAGGGUUUAUCAGAUGUCACACGAUGAACUGCCCCCUCGCAUGCAAAAGCAGACCCGUGCAGUCCAUUUGCUAGUUAAAGACAUGUGACAUAUUGCUCCUUGACACAUACAGUAGGGGGACAAACUAAUGAAAUGUCGACCGAAAUUCCGAAAUGAGUUUUCACUUCGAAAAGAUUAAUUAAGUAGGGUUGUAAAACUAGUCAGUCUGCAACAUAAUUCUAUACUAUUUCAGUUACCUCAGGAUGCCGGCUUUCUAAUUAACUUUCUUCCGGCUGCAUACAAAAACUAUAGUCUGUAAAAAAUGACUAGCUAAAUAGUAUGCAUUUUCUCAUUGAUUCUCGAUGCCCCUAGAAAUUCAAUUAUAUUUCGUGGAAACCUGCAUAAAAUAUUCAGUCUUUUGCUCGUUCCGUAGCAGAUUAUGUCCUCUUCCAGUUUUAUACUCGAAGGAAGGGUAUUAUUUGGUUUUCAAAAACUUUCCAAUUCCUGAAUAAUUUUCAACCCGACCUGCCGUUACACUUGUACUCAGGGUUUUCGUAUAUUUUCGGCGUUCGAAAAACCAUACAUUUCUCUACGAUAUUAGGGGAGACCAUAUGGGGCUCAUAAAAUUUCGCAGUGAGUUUGGGCCAUAUUGUUAGCUUUACAAGGCACAUCGGUAAAUGCAGCAACAUGACGUUUUAUGAACGACCAUUUUUUCAGGUUCAGGUUAUUUGAGGGAAACAUAAGUGUUGAACCAUUGAACGCCCUGUUUUUUACAAGGGAGCGAAUUAUAUAAAACAUUUGAACAUGGAAACAGUAAACAGUAACAGAAGUUUUUCGAAACCAGUCAGAUAAACGAAUUUUUCCAAGUGUUAAAAAACAUUACCACUACUAAAUGUACUGCACAGUAGCCAGUCUAUGCAUAAUUGAUGCGAUCUCAGUUUCCGUGGGGGUCGAAUUGAAUGCCAACACUCACAUUAAACAGUAUUAAAAUUCUCACAAUAAGAAACUUUUUUACAACCGAAUUAUACCCUUCGUUCGUGUAUAAGACUGAAGAAGACGUAAUUGUCUACCAAAUGAGCAGAAGAAUGAAUAGUUUUAUAUACAUUUUCCAUGAAAUAUAAUUGAGUUUUUAAGGGCGUCGAAAAUCACUCAGAAAAUGUACGCUACUUAAGUUGCCAUUUUUUACCGAGUAUGGAUUUGCAUGCAGACGAAAAGAAGUUCGUUUGAAAUCCGGCGUUCUGAGGUAACUUACUUAUUAUAGAAUUAUGCCGCAUGAUGAUUCGUUUUACAACUCUACUUAAUUAAUCUUUCCGAAACAAAAACGCAUUUCGGAAUUUCGGUUGACAUUUCAUGAGUUAGCCCACCUACUGUAAUUAUUGACCUGGCCGACAUAAACUGCCCGCGGACGGGGCCUGCGACAUGACGAACGCUGUUCGCCAUCCAGCGGGCGUCCACCCUACUCAUGAUAUGCCAGACGUGCGGGUGGAAUUAUCCGUAUUUUAAACCACGAACAACAGAAAACCAUACCAUCAACAAGUCGCUCUUCGCAGCCGCCGUCUAGUUAGAUAUAUCGGUAAGGAUUAAGUAUAUGUGCGGGGUGAGAGAAAACUGUGAAAAACUGCCCACUGUGUUCUCCAAUCAAGGUGUAGUUCUACAAAGUUUUUGGUCGGUCCUAUGUCGAGAGGGUGACACUCGCUGACCUGCACCGCCCCAAGAAGCCGGCACUGCUGAAAUGUCUACAAUGGUUCAUUGUUCUGCACAUCCCCUUUGUUUGCCUUGAGAGCGCGGUGCUGACAUACGUAGAUGUCUUUGCGGUGAAGGAGAGUUGUGCAUCAUCCGCCGCUCUGUUUCCACACCCACCGUGCUCCGGCAGUAAGGCAAAGUCUGGAGGAUCGGAGUUAGACUCUGUUUUAUCAUAGCCUUCCAGCAGAUCAGCUGGUUUGGUGACCGUAUUUUGGCCCAUCGACAGCAAGCUUAAACCGCUGUGCUAAUGGGACUCGGUUUCGCAUAGCGCACUGCGGGGCAUGUUCCGGAGCCGUUUGUGCCGUCGGAAUCUUACUCCAUUCCUGUUCGAUCCUUGGCUGACGCGUCUGUCAUACUUGAUUUAAUCGUCUGCAACUCUAUUCAGCACUCGUGUACGAGUGCAGGCGUUUGGUAAAGUGAAUGUUUACUGAAGCGGAAUACUUGGUCAAGAGUUGAAACCAGUAGAGAUGCCAAAAUCAUGAACAGGGGGGAGGAGUACUAACCUACUCCAAAUUAACUCACUUGUUCAAUGUCGUAGGUAGCGGCGACCUUGCCGCCCACUUCAUGAAUGUCCUGUGUCUCCCUGACUACGUAUUGCCUUCAUCCCUCGAGAUCCCUCGGGAAGCGCUUUCGACAGCACCAUUCAACGCCAAGGUUGCACUAAUGUUGACAACCACACAGGUUUUGUUUCCACGGUUUCUGUGGCGGUUAUUGCUGACUUAAACCAAUGUGAUCCUCAGUUUGCGGAAAUGGGAUGCGGCCUAAACUCCUUACUGCCUGUGAAAUAUGCAAUCAACAUACCUGUUUGUAACUCGGAUAUCAGACAAACGGAAGCAUAAGGACACUUUUGCGCGCAUAGACUGUGCUACAUGAUUGCCUGCGGAGUUCAACGGAAAAAGACAAAGCGCGGUUGGGAUAAGUAGGUCAAGGUUUUUCCCGUGAUAUUGUGUACUCCUGACGACAACUGACGGGUUGUCAGGCAGUGGUACACUACCGGGUCCAUUUCCAACUGCGUCUGGGUUUAACCUCAGGUCUUCCCAGCCUGCAUUUGGGGUCAAUCAUGCCAAUGUCGGAUCAUGAUUCAAAAUACCCACUUUAGUCUACUUCGUCUUUGUCGGUAGUACUUCUCGAUAGGCAAUUAAAGAGUGUCCUAUGCCCGGUUCGUCUUUUUAACUAACAAGCGCCAUCGUCUGGGCACACCUUGACUUCGCCACUUUUAACGUGCUACCGCGCAGACUGAUGAGGACAAUAAGAUUGCUUAUCUCAGCGACCACCCGGCCCGCUCGGUUUUGAUAAAUGCUCACCCAACUAUUGCCUAUGCUCACACCUGAAUGUUCUCACACAGAUGUGUUCGUUUUUUCACACGAAAUAACCGUUUUUGGCUUAGCUUUUGGCCCAAAAUGGCUCCGGCAAGGGUGCUAAGCUGACUGACCGAAGACACACUGUUCGGCUAAUUCCUGCAUAGUAACCCGACAACCUAUGGUUGGGCAUGUUUCCAUCCAUCUGCAUGGAUUUCCGAAGCCUGUUUAAAUCUUAUAGUAUGUGCUUCCUUGGAAAAUGUAUCUUCUUUAAAUAUGAUCUUUAAGGGAAGUGAACAUUAGUAUUUUUGCAAAUUCGAGAUAUUAAAAUAUCUGGAACGCCUGCGUUCUCAUUUGCGUAGCCUUCUAUCCACAAGUUUAUCUAUGCUACUCACAUUGUGUGCGCUGUCUUCCGUCUGCAUUUAAAUAUUAUAUGAGCGCCGAAAGGUUUUUUUAUGGAGAUAGACAGGCUAAUAUUCAUUUUCUUCAGUCGAAAUGUCUGGUUUCUGGUUUGGGAAUCUUGAAGAUAGCUGAAAACGCAGAAUUUAUUUCAAAAUAUAUAGACGUAACUAAGCCUCCUUGCCACCGAGCUGAGCCCUUCCUUGACAUAUGCAACUGGCAGGGGGCAUUAUUUGUCAUCAAAUGAACAAACCAGUUAAGUACGAUUCAGUUUGUACAGGCAUAACAGAUCAGCUUAAAAUACACACUAAUCAAGUUAUACAUUUUUUUGUGAUGGAGAAUCACGCAGUUGGUCGAGACUACUCUUGACCGAAAUCUGACAUGCUAUUUCCAAUGAAUUCGUUUGGUUGUACGUUCUUUCCCGGUAAUAGUUGAACCCCCACUCGAAUAAGUUUAGGCUGAGGACGACCAGUUAAUACGAAAGUACCUAAUAUUCAAAUAAACGUGAACUUUAGGUAUGGACAUACUAGUGAUUUACAACACCACAAUGAACAAUAAUAUCCAUGCGAGGCAAAAGGACUUCGAGUCCGACACACCAACUCAUCACUAUCCCGCCCGGAAUUAAUAGGACAUACGUUCGUCCAACUGAAUCUAUUUGCAGUUCUGAUGACACCCAUAGCACUCGCAGCACCUUGUACCUGAAUAGUUGUAGCAACAAAGGAAUGUUUUUGCUGCGAAGAGGUUCAGCUACGUACUAAACUGGAAAAUACCGCCCUGCAAACAGAAGCUGUCAACAUUCAUCCAAAUUUUUGUCACCUAGCGACAGGUCAGCGGGGUCAGUGUUUCCGACACCAUCGAUUGGAACGAAAACAGGAGUUCAUUCGAAAGCAUCUUCUCUCGACUGCCAAUAUUUCCUAGGACACUACCAGAAUGGCCUGCAUUUACGCGGCAGGAUUUUUGCAAUAGUUACUAAAUUUCAUGAGUCAAAAAAAUGAGACUGGCUUAGUUGAAAAUAAAUUGCUCCUUUGUUGCCCAGACUCUCAAUGUAGAAAAUUGUUGUGCGUGAGGAUGUAUUUGGAAAUCGCAGAUGUAUUAAAUGCAAGUAUACAUAUUUGCAGUGAUGUUUUCUGACUGUCAGAUAUAGACAGAGAAGUGCCAGCCAUCUAAAAAUUGUUUGCGUUGUCCCACACAUUGCUGAACACACCUCAUUCUUCACUCAGGAAUGGCGCACACCGAUCCGCUGGCUUUCCGAAGCAAACAGGCUUCGUAUGGGUGAUGGGGUCACGAAUAGGCAGCCACCUACCAGGCCGAAGUCGGCCAAACUUCUCUCGUGAACCAAGGGCUGCAGGCCAUAGUCAACCACAACUGGACCGGCCAGUUUCAUUUGAAGUAUUUUGUGUUUGCCAUCGGCUGUUUAUUGCAUUAUCGGUUGCACGAAAUAUAUCGUCUGAUGGCUGAGAGCAUAGAGCAAGCACUCAUGCAUGCGCUCUGGCCGACUUAAUGGUUGGAUGCUGCCAGAAGCUGUUCCCCUGUCGAUCUCCUUGGCAGCUUUAAGGUACUCCAUUCGGCCAGGGUCGUUUUACCUCUUUCUAAUGAUGGCGGAAAAAGCCUCCUUUACUGCCUUGAAGAAGCACUACCAUGCACAGCAAAAGACAGCAUGGCGCCUUCAAAUCCGUGCUGCAGAACCACGACACAGAACAGCAGGCUGACUGCAGCCGCAGCUAAAUUCGGGACGUAACUUUCACGGAUCUGACUUGAUUGGGAGGUCGGACACGAACAUUCCAUUUUACGUUGAACCUCCUGUCGAGAGUCCCCAUAAGUAGUUUUUUGGAGACGGGCAAUCUCUAGUCGAAAAGGGUUGCAAUAACCUUGUCAGUAACACUCCUCGCUUGUGGACUGAUUUUCAAACCGGGGAUGUUCCACCAGUUUUGGGAAGAUUGUGGUUUAUAUUGUCCAUAUCCUACUAUCUAAAAGACUCCAUGCAUGCAUCAAAUGGAGUGACCAUUUUCGCGAUGUAAAAUUUACUAGUCGAAACUUUAAAGCCGGAUUGUUCUUCAUUCUAAGCUUUUAAGUCUGAACCAUGCCUAACUCGUUUCUUUAAGCUGGCAUUCCGAGUUCUAAUACUUGUGCGACAAGGUUUUCACUGCCGUGGUGACCAUUAUUCGUCCUUAGAAUAUGUAUACCUACGGAUGUACAGAUCUGUCUGAGCGUAUACUAAAAGCGUAUGCCUUUUCCAGCUUUAUUGAAGGAACUAUAAAUUUACUUUGCUUUUUUUCUAAAAUACUUGAUCAUAUCAGAGACAAAUAAUAAGAUUGUAAGUUCCUGCAACCUAAUAUACGAAUUUGAGUAGGUGAGAAUUGCUUAACUUAUCAACCACUGUCGACAGUUUUUAAAAUUAUAAUGUACAGACACUUUAGCAACAGUAGUGACAAGAAUGCCUACACCAGUCUUUUAAUUUUUAUAACAUCGCUAGGCAGCAGAAGCGAAAUAGCCUGGAGGCUACUUCACCGCGAGCUACUUAUAUCCUCUUUAAAGGAAGGGGACUUUGGAUUUUUUAUUUAGAAACGUCGACUAUGUUGAUAUUAAAAAACCUAGUGAUUCAGUGGGAUAUGAGCAUAUACAUGUCCCUCCCAGAACUUUAGCGCAAUACCACCCCUAAUGCGGGAAUGGGGUAUAAGCGGUUGUACGAGUGGACCCUUGACAGUCUUAUCGAAAGCUCAUUGGCCAUCCCGUUUCAGGAUCAGUUAUCCGAUUAUUUCCCAAAAAUGGGUGCGCAGCACUUGCUUUAGGAGAUCGCGCUGUUUCCUAUUCAAUGCUUAUGCUGCGCAGGGUUGAAUCCAUAGCUACUUAGUGCAUUAGAACGACCAAAUGGCGUAAAUAUGCCUUUAUGACUUGUUGCAUGAUUUUACCCUACCGAUCGUUCAUUUAAAAGGUAUCGACCAUGAAACCCCCAUUUUAUUAGUGUCCUCCUAUGAGGGGUGAUCUUGCGCCAAAGUGCUGGGGGCUGUAUAGUCAUAUCCGACCAGUGCUUCUUCCAUCUAUUUAAUCAUAACUUACAUUCCUGUAUGUUUCCAGGGAGCUAAUUUCACCCGAUCGUUAUUUUCAUGUGUCUACCGAGGCUCGUCUUAAUCCUCACGUGAUGUUUGCAUGUUAUUACAGUUGUGAAGAAGGAUACACGAUCGCUGGGACAAGAGCUUUAUUCGCCUGACGUUUCGGAUUCCUGCUCUAACCCAUCCUCAGAGGCAAAAACAGAUACGGGUAGUUCAUGCACAAGGGGCUGCAGUAUUUAUAGGAUGCAGUCGCCAUUCUACCGCAUACCUAUGCGAAUUCACGGCUCCCCACCUUCAUCAGGGAGCGCACGGGUGAACAUUGCUGCCAACACCAGGGUCAGUGCGUCAGAUGGUCGAGCAAUCAUCACACCAACAUCCAACGCCCGUGAUGAAAUCGCAACAAUUAACUACGCGAAUGUCAGCCAUCAAACAGUCAUCACAACAAAUGAACUGAUCCCUGAUGAAGGGGGGGGGGUUAAGGGAGAGCCGUGGAUUUCCAUAGGCAUGUGGUAGCAUGGCGACUGUAUCCUAUAAACACUGCAGCCUCUUGUGCAUGAACCACCCGUAUCUGCUAUUGUCUCUGGUGACGGGUUCGAGCGAGAAUCAGAGAUGUCAGGCGAAUAAAGCUCUUGUCCCAGCGAUCGUGUCUCCUUCACGACUGCUUCCUGAGGCUCGUCUCUUCACUUCUGUUGUAACAAUUGUCAGCACAUAAAGUUCUUAAUAAACUACGAGUUAUGCGUCAGUUUAAAUGAAAUAUCGCUUGCUCCCCAGUGUUUUGGCACUAUUUUCUUACUGGUAGCAUACUUACCAAUGUUAGUCCUUUUUUGAAUUGUGGUUGCGAACUGGAACAUAUUGCGCCAAUUGCUCCUUAAGGGAAGAAAGUGGAUAGUUUGGGCAGUUUAGGACAAAUGACAGUGCAUAGUCGAUGUUGCCCCAUGAUGGAUGAGAUCUCGCACAAACACAGACGCACACCCUGUGCUGCAGUUUUGUUUACCCGGAAUACAAAGUUUUCUUAGGGAAAAAGAGCCGACUGUACAGAUAGCGCGAGUGGAUAAAAGCCGAAAUUUCCAGUCCCCAAGCCUGUCUUCUGGGCUUUUUCGCGCCACUCGCGGUUAAAAAUAUCUCCGAAAGGGCUUGCACCGUCGCCGAGGCAUAGCUAAGAUCUUGUAAAUGCAAAUACCCUGGGGAAUUGGAGCUCUUUGAAUGUCUUCUAAUUCUUACAUCCCCCACCGGAAGCAAAUGUGUGCGUUUUCUGCGUGUUGACGCGGUCAUUUGAUGUUUUGUCCUACUUUAUUCGACGCGUGCCGCCUUUUGAUUCACAGGUGGCCGCGGCUUUUGUCAUACGCGUCUUCUAAACUACUCCGAUAUUAACAUUUCGUUUUUUUAAUUUAAGGAAACCCGUCACCGUUUUUCUUUGCUUGUUCAUCAUGCGAGGGGAUGCGGGUUUAUAUUAGUCGCACGGUUUGAUCAAGCGUGGAUAGUAAGGAAUAGGCAAAAGCUACCAGACCUGCAUCUAGACUGCUCAGAAUAUAACUGUUAUUUUUUACUAGAUUGAAUCUCAUAAUUUAGUCAGAAUGUACCCAUUGACGUUAUUCACACAAGGUUCAUCCAGUUAUAUACAUUUCUGGCAUUUAUCCUAACUGAUUCAGCCCGUUAUGCAAGAUCUCAUACUCAUAUUUUCAGUAUGACUGUUUUACCGUAAUAACUGGGUCAAUCUGAUUACACGUUAGAAGUUUUGCGAAGGUAAAGUUCGUUGUAAAUAGACUUACUAUCGAGACAGUUCUAAACGUGUUAUCUGUGGUUUAUUGUAUUGCCAAAAUCCAAGGUACUAUAAGCCAAGGCUUCUUAAAGUGCCUAUCGUAAAUUUUGUCGUAAAACAUGAUUUUCGAUUAAUAUUUAAACAGGCUCAACGGAUCCUAUGAGGCUCUGAACGUAGGAUUAAUCGGUGAUGCGAUGGACGAUAUUGUAGGAGGUUUGACCGAAUCCUACUGUCUGGCGCCGGGAGAAGACCAGGGUAUGCGACCCCCACCAGAAAUCGAUGACAUCCUCAUCAAGGCGUUUGACCGUCGAAGUCUGAUAACGGCACGAAUAAAGGUAGUUUGACUUUCUCUCCAGUUCGUCACUUACUAACUUUUCCCGUUGCACAGUAGCCCUAAUUUCCGUUCGGGCUUCUGGACAACAGUCAGGCUUACAAAAUAACGCAUCUUUAGAAUGAAGAAAUAAAAAGAACUCAGCAUUAAUUAGUCUGACCGUGACCUGACUCUUUUUAGCAACCAGAUGUGCAUGUGAGCCUUUGUAGUGGCUCAGAAAAGACUUAUCUUACCUGUUUGACCAAUUGUUUACAGCAGUUUAGCUGAGACCUGCCUUCGUAGAUAAUCACCUAAGGAACGUUGGAGAACAACUCAUUUAUAGAUUUGAGCGACAUUUGAAACGGAAAUUGCUGCUCGCGGAACGCCAGAGAGGAAUUUUUGUAGCAGAGCGAUUCAUAUGUGCGAAUCGUUUCGAUAAGUGCAUUAGACUUACUUAACUACUUACUUACAGAAGGAAAAACCUUUCAUCGGAAAGUUCCCAGAGGACAUCCCAACCUGGAGAGGAAAACGAGAGCAAAAUAAGUACGGCGGAAGACAUUUGCAGGAAGAAAACGUGGUCGGGACGGUACAUCAAAUUGACGGGUUCUGCGCCCCCUAUCCAGACGCGAAAACUGCUUUUUUGUUUGGUUGGCAGAACAAGAUGAAUUUACACAUCAAAAGGCACUUAAAAAGAAUUGGGCAUAAUUCGUAUUGAACUGAGAGAAAAACGAUUUCCGGGAGCGAUUUGUAAUCAGAACUAUCUAGGAAGGACGAACGACGCCGACGAUUGAGUCUUAUUUUUCGCAAUUGCUUUCUGGAACUCGUUUUUCUCUUAUAUCGGUAAAAUCCUUGUCUCUGCGGUCGAGUUUUCUUUCGUGAGAUGUCCGUUGACAAGAUGAGUCUCGCCUUAAGCUGCCCUCCGAGGUAGACGAGACCGACGAACAAGUGAAAUAAUGAUUGGCUAAGGCAUUCUCACACGUCUUAUUUGUGGCAUAAGUCCAGGUAUCAUUAUUUGCAAUGCCAAUUCUGCGUCCGUGAAACGAAGACAGCUCCUACUUGUAUUUUCGCCAUUAUUUUCUCACCUGAUGCAGAUUCAAUUGCUCGAGCGAAUUGACCCCUGUUGUGAGGUAUGCGAGAGAGAGAGAGAGUAUGCUAGUGCGCCUUGAUAACACUUGAAGUAGGGACGACCAAAACUCUAUAGUGAUUCACUUAGUGGAUGCAGGUCACAAAAUGGACGCAAGUGACCCUGUCCAGCAGAUAUGGCUCUUGCUCAAUACAGCGUGCGCAGCAAUCAUUAAACUAAGCUGGUGGGUUUUUGUGUGUAAGGAAAUCUUGUCCAGACGUUAGGGUUUUUAUGGCCCUCGUUCCACUCAAAAAGGUCUUACUGGCUGGUUGGCGUCGUAACAGGUGAAUCCAGGCUCCGUUCAUUCACUCGCAGGAGAAUCGUCCAACUGUUCUGACCUCCCUUUUUACAAUGCAUGCUCAGAUGAUAAAUUUCUUCGGUCCUGACGAAGACUUAUCUAAAACAUACGUUUUCCACGUUCUCUCAUAAACCAGGUAAAUAUAUCUCGAGAUACCUUUCUUCAGUGGCCUAUCUUCGAGUAUGCUGUCGAAAAAAGAUGGACGAAUAGCAAGACAAAAAAUAUCCUGCAGUGUUUGCAGAAUUUGAUUGAAUUCUUUUUAAAAUUCUGCCUCUGUUAUUUUAAAUCCUCAAAGCAUUCCAAGUAUCUAUAACGAAGCAAAUAACGGACAAAUGAACAUAAAAUAUAUCAGCAAAAAUAACUUCAUACGAGCUGAUACAAGCACUGCGAUGGUUGCGUGCAGAGGUAAACUCAUUGCACAUGGAGGUUAUGGCGAAAUCGUUGUGCGACUGGAAGCGAGGAAUACGUACCUGCCCAGGAGGAACCGAUGCUAGCUGAUCCAUUCUGGUCGUAAAAUGAAAUGAGUGUUUUCGAAUUCAAAUUAGAAUUGUCUGGCCUAGAAUUUCGAAACUACUAGCUGAUUAAGACUAAAAAGACCGAAAUGGGCAUUGAAUUGUCUAUCAUCUUUGUCGAUAGCUCUUUUCAAGUACCAAUUUCCUUUAAGGGUGAGGUUAGGCCAUAUUUAUCGUGAAAAUGUUUGUGAAGUUCUAGCCUCUUUCUUAUUGACUUGCCAUUGAAGACCGACAAUGAGUAUAUGACAGAAAAUGUCAAACAACCGGUGUGGACGACGGUAGCUUUUACAGCCCCACUUUGCAGCCAGUAACCUCGAGCUCGUGUAAUACGGGAAUGGUGGUAAUAGAGGUCUUACGGCGGGGCAUCACCGCGUAAGGUAAGAAAAAUUCAUACAAUAACACUUAGAAAAUAGAUAUAUUUCCGUUGAAUUUCUUCUUCUGUACCUAUAUAUAGCAGAGGGAGUGAGUGCAUUUAUUGAAAAAAACAAACAAAAGGCACGUCUCAAUAAAUAAAAGGUAAUUGAAUAAUCCGCCGCCUGCAAAUUGGCGACAGCCCAGGACCCAAUGAAACGAACAACCAAUAGGAGAGGAGAACAGCAAGUGCCAAAUAUAGUAACUCUGGAACGUUACUGCAAAGUUGCGUGACGCACAUGAAUAUUAGAGAAGCUAUGGAAAUACGCCCUAAUAAACAAGGAAAAAACCAAAUAACGUAGGUGUGGGCGCCUGCUUGUGCCAUUAUAACAAGUCAACCUACUGCUGUAAAAUAAAAAUUUAAGGAAAACAAAUAUUUAUGUGUAAAGGUUAUGUGCAAUAAUGAAAUGCAUUCAUGAACAGAAUAGGUAAUAAUGGUUGUUUGUUUUCUUCCAAAACACAGAACAUCAACUCCAGGUCGCAGAAAAGUCGGACAACUGAAACCUGAUUUUUUGAUCAAAGCGAAGGAAAUGACCGAAGCUAUAAACUCGGAGAAGGUAGUAGAAUACUGCCAGACAAAGGCACCGCUAUCUAGCGUCGCAAAGUACCAAUACUUUGGACUGCACACUGACAGAUAUGUAUAUGUACCGGUGCGGACAAUGUUGAAGGAGGAAUGCUCUAAGGGCUCCAGUCUCGAGUCAGAUAAUAUGCACCCACGUAGACUUGGCUCAAUAUCGUCUGUGGUUUGGCUUAGACAGCGUAGGUUUGAAGCUAGGGUGGGAAAUAUUCCCGUCAUAUAUUGCCAAAGCAUAUCCGGUACAACAGCUUCCCGAAUAAUAAACCUGAAUGCCUCCAUCUUGAAGUCAAUUUGACGACCAUUUGUAAGUAAAUAUUUGCACUUAAACUCGACGGAAUUUAACUGCCUUAUUACAGGUUACGAGAGGGACCACGCACAAGUAUACUUAAAGAAGUUCGACAACAGAAACUGUUUGAAGAUAUCGUGGAAGUUGAGUGUUUGUGUCCUAACCGAGUCAAAGUAAACCAAAACGUAGUCAACAUCUCUUACAGCAGGCGUUGUAAGGUGAGUACCGACAUGGCACAAGAGGGUCAGUCAAGUCUUUUCGAAGAGGUAAAUAAGUCAUAGCAUACACGCCCGACGACAGACAUCGUCUGGAGUUGUCGUGAAAGCUGGGCGGCUGUGCUCUAACUGAGGCAAAGUAAACGAAACGCAGCCAACGACCCUUACAAUACGCUUUUUAUGGUGAGAACCGACAUGACCCAAGGAUGCAUAGCCACCCUUUUGGAAGAAGCGGAUUACGGAGAUGGGGGAGCGAAAUCCGAAGGCUGUCUUAUGCCGGACAAUGUAUCAGUAGAACAUAUCAUACUGGAACGACUCGGUGUACGUGGUUAUGCCAGUGAAUUUAUGAGUUGACAAACUAAACGGGGCUUACUAAAACAAACAUAGUAGUAAGGUAUGCACACUAAACCUAGUUGGGUUACACAACCUAUCCUCACCCCAUUGUGCUAUACCGGUGAUUGUCACCGAAAUAUAAACACUUGCUUACUUUUAUAAACACACCCUACUGUAUGCACUAAAUCGGCUGUGUUUUCAGGUGCUUUGAUCCUUGCUUUGUGCAUCCCUAUCUAUAGAUACGUACAUAGAGUAUUCAGCCUAUCUCAUUAAGUGUUAAUCGAAAUUCUGAACUGUAUUUUCAUUGGAAAGGGUUACUCACGUCGGAUUCUAAUAUUGUUUAUCCUGCAGCAAAGUACUACGAUAUUGCAGUCGCAACAGGAUGCCGGCUUCUAAAUGAGCUUCUUUUCGGCCACAAGCAAGAGUCACACUUAGUAAAAGUGGUCGCUUAAAUAGUAUGGGUUUUUUUAUAUACGGUAACACAAAUAUUUCCUACGACUGCAAUAACUGUGGACUAUGUUUUAUAAUUCAUAAGCAACGUUAGUAAACGGACAGAUCCUAAGCUGUAUGAAUGAACUUUUAACGAUCCUGGAAAAACUAUAAUUUCAAACUUUUUAAACAGAAAGAUAUGAUUUCUUAAAGUCUAAAUAUCGAAGAGAAAUCAUUUUGUUAUCGUGUCACCUCUUAUCCUGCUGUGGAGCGCGCGGCGGACGUAGUCGAAAUCGAUAGUCGAACCGUUACAAUAAGGAAUAAUUGUAAGCAUGUUUUCUAUAAAAUAUACUUGAAUUUACAUGGCCUCCAAAAGUCGAUGGUCAGAUUCCAUAAUAUUUAGCUGGCCGUAUUUAGCGAGUCUGGGUUUGCAUGCGGCAGGAGUUCAUUCAAAAGCCAACAUCCCAAAGGAACUGAAAUACCUUGGACGAUGCAGCAAGAUAAUCUUUAUUGCAACUCAAUCUACGUAGGCCUUUUUAUGAAGCUCAUGCCAUAAGUUUGAUUAACAUCUCAGGAGACAGGCCAGAUACUGUAUGUACGUACGCGAUUUUGUUUGUCACACGUAACAAGGAUAGCUGCUCUCUCAGAGAGGACGCAGCCGUAACUUUCGCGCGAAUUUUUAUUUAGUAGAGCAGGUCUUAAUUGUAUCCACCUCACACCUUCCAAUAGCAGGACAAAUUCAGCACGGUCGGUGGGCGUAGACACGGAAACUGAACAACGCUAAACAGCACGUAUCCCAUAACGCGACCUGGUUCCUAACUGCCUGCAUUGCACGCUUAAGUAAGGUCUAAGAUUUCUCAAUGGAGGAGUGUUGGUAAGGCCACCCUAAGAAUGACUCAUCGCAGCCUGACCCUCAUUCCCGUGUAGGACCAGGCUAUUUACCCAUUUGGCAACUUCUCGAUCAACGACUUCCGUCGCCUCCUGAUAGGCUGAAAGUAUGUUCGACUAUUUAUGGCAAGGAAACAAAGCGAUGGACGCGAGCUAGAUUGAUCAGUAGUCUGUCCGAAUGAAGCUGACUGGAAAUGAGACUGUACACAGUAGCUGACAUGAUGAAAAACCCUCGUCCAACAAGUGCCACGCGCAAGAAUCCACCUAUACGACACGUUGCCCGUUAUUACGGACGCUGGCAGAAUUCACUGUACAAUUGUUUGGUGUGUGCUCUGUGAGACAGUGUGGGCAGGUUAGGCGGACAUGACGGGUCUUGUCUGACAGUCAUGACACUGGCCCUUUGCUCUUGUAGCGAUGGACUUGCAGGUUUUGAUUAGACAAAUAGGGUUGUUCCCCGACGUGAAUUAGAUUUCGCAGUUGCUGCAUCCUACGCUCCAUCAGUUAUACCUCACGUCGCGGCCGUGAACGCCUCACAGGCAGUAAAGACGUCGUGGUUCGCUGCAUGCUGAUAAUAUUUUCGUUUCCUGCUUGACUAGUUUUAACAGUAGCAGAAAGAUUGAAGGGUAUUUUACCUAUUAAUACCGUCUCCGCUACGGUGUUUGUGAAGGUUAUGGACCAGCACGAUGUGUUGGUACAGCAUCUUGAGGGGUUGUAGGGCUUUCUAAUUUGGUUGGCUAUAUUGACAUUGCAUUGGAUGCGAGUAUGUUAAAGACAGUCAGUCUGGUCUUUAGAUGUGGGUUGAUAACAAGGGUAUGCUAGCUCGCCUUGACCCCCCUGUAUUCGAUUUGCUUCGGACGCGGCUGAUCCUGUCUUUACGACAGAUAGCCAAGUCUGCCGUUGGGCUAAAGUUUCCCUGGACCCUUGUCUAACCUCCAGGCAUUUAAGUCAGAUCGUCGGAGCGUAUUAGUCCAACCCCUCAUUUCAGCCCUGCCUGCUAGCGUCCGUAGCGAUGUUAUUUAAGAGGAGUCACUUUGCCUGUGCCCAGCAGCCAUGCUCAGGAGGUAUUUGUUCCACCAAAGGUAAAUCUGCAUCAGCACGGCAUGUAUUUUGAACUCACGAGCUGUUUUUGGGACUAACGCGUCCGGUACCGCAUCUUGUUACCUUGCCUGAGGUGGAAGUGCCUCAGCUUUCUCGCCUGGCUUUAUAAACUGUCCAAAUUUUCACCCCCUUAAAGGAGGAUUGGCAGGACGACAACCCAGUAAGUUAUCAGCUGCAAAUUGAGCAGGAUUCCUUCAUGAGUCCGGAAUGUGUACUUUUACUCAAAUGAAGUCCUUGAUGGUUUUGAUGAUACGGAUUGCAGUUACGUCAUCGAUUUUGAAGUGCUCUUAGGGUUGCUACCAAGUAGGUUAAUUGACAGCAGCUGCGAGGCGAUUGUUUAUAAUAAUUAUCAUGUGUGCAGUCAACAGUUGAUGCCGGUUGGUGCAGAGCAACCGUUCUCUACAGGUUUAUCUUUAUCCCGAAUUGGGCGCACCUGCUGUUAAAUAGCCCCAGACUUUGUUGCUUGCCCGCUUCACCUGUAUAUUUAAUGCACAAUUGUCGACAGGGCGAAGGUCCUGUGUGCUCGUCUCUGGAAUUUUGUGCUGACCUGCCUAUGACGGAUUUUUGGUGAUUAACUGUCAGUUCGACAGCCAAUAUCGAUGUCUAGUCGAUCUUCGUACCUACAUUAAACAGAGGAUGAGGCUGAAGUGGGAGUAGGGACAAGGACACAGCCCUACUUUAUCCCCGUUGUCUAUCACAAAUGCGUCCAAUACUGACUCGUCUACGAAACCCGCCAGCAUUCCCAACCAGCUGCUUAAAUAUAUCCAGAAAUCCCAAUUUUAUCAUGGCUUUCUAGAGCAAACUUUAUUUUACAGCAUAGUGUAGAGGCUGGCCCUCGUGUGUUUCAAUUUAUCCUGAAACUGGCGCGCAGCGAAGUUCAUGCAGGGAUGCUUUCCGAAUCCACACUGUACCGUUGAUGAAAGUCCACGUUCCAGGUGAGGGAUCAGCCGACGGCUAGAUCGCAAUUGGCAGCCAGGCUCCGUAUUACAGGUGGUGGGGGGUUGUUUACAGGAGCUUUUUGUGGAGUUACAUAAUCACAUCUGACCAAUUUGGCUUCCGUUUUACUUUUGAGGUUAUGAUUAGGGUACCGGUUAAUGGUUUCCGAUUUUCGGGUUAGGGUUAUGCCCUUUAGGCUUAGGUUUUCGGACUACGGUUAGGGUUUGAGUUUACGAUUAGGUUUCAGUAUUAAAGUUAGCUUUUACAGCUAGGGCUAUGUCUAAGGGCUACGGUUACUUUUACGAUUUCGGUUAAGAUUAGGGUUAAGGUUGCCGUUAGGGUUAACGGUUGACGUUUAAGGUUAAGGUUAUGAUUAGGUUUAGGGUUAAGGUCGCCGUCCAUUUCCCCAUUCCUGGCUACCAACUGCGAUCUAACCCAGCCGACUAAAGAAAACGCGACAAAGAUUGUGUCCAAGACGCCCCAGUGAUCACUGCACACUCGCAGGUUUUUAUUUGCCCCGUAUUGGUGCCUAACGAUUGCGUUCGUGAAAUGCUGCGAAAUUUAUUCCUGGUUCUACACCUGCUGCAGUGUCGAAAACUUAGACAUUUGAGCACAUUUAAAUAGCUGUUAUCGGUGUGAAAGGUAUCGUCACUUUCCGCAGGUUCAUUUUCGACAACCAGUCUAAUGAGCCCUUUAAACACAGUUUUAUUGGCGUUUCUAUGUCUAAAAUAUCCUUGGAUUGGGGUUUUCCAAGGAGCAUGUCUUUAACGAAUCCUCCAACAUAUGCAUUUUCUGCGAAAUUUGAAACAGCUGACUUCAUCAUCCAGAGUCUUUCCAUGACACCAGCUUUAAUACAAGCAAGCGCUACGUAAUUCCUGUUUUGUGGAUGCGGACAAAGUUCACGUGUAGAGAAAUCACUUUAUUCAGUUAUGUCCACGAUGCAAAGGUCUUUAAAAUGCUCCAUUCUACCACCUUUGGAUGCGUACGUUCAAGAAAGAUAGGCCGUCAUUCUUCGUAUGUAACUUGUGGCCAACACUGUCAGUCUAACGAAAUCCGCCUACAUAUGUUAUAAAGAGGCGUUCGUUGCAAUCUUUACGGCCUCCUUUGUUUAGAUUGUGGCCUGACAGCACAGGCUGACAUCGGACCUUAUAAAUUUUCCAGGGCUACGCCGUCCACAUUUCGGCCCGCCUGUCCAGUAACAGAAAUUGAACUUCUUUUUAUGCAUAAUAACAGUAGUACAAAAAUUAUCCCAAUACCGUGCUGAGUCUCUGAAACAUCCUCGUACGUUCGUUCGUUAGAAUCACUUAAAUAUAUAUCCGUUAUUUGCCCCGUGCGUCCUAAGAGAUAAUAUUGUGGCUUCUUCGAUCUCGGACGCAAAUAUUAUCCGUGGAUACCAGGUCAGAUACAGCCGUUUUGUUUCACAUGCUUCCAUGAUAGCCUUCAUUGCAGUGUAUUUCUCUUAUUGACAAAAUGGCAUUUUGACACAGCCGCCGUACGGUACUGCAUACAAUAACGAAAUGCAGAAAAGUGUUUCCAUUCAUGUCUUCGCUGCCAUUCAAAUUUAACUUUUCUCCGCUCCCCCCCCCCUCACAGACCAAAGGAAACCCUAGCCACGGCUUCGUUCUGCCCACCGGUUUUGUGCCCGGUCAGGCCUUUGGACUGACGGACUGUCGAAAGCUCCGCCUGACCGACGUUUCAGGUGCCCGAUUGGUGCGUCUCGUGCGACUGCGCAAUCUCUGGCCCUCGGCGCGCGUUGGUUGGGUGGGCAGUUGGUCAGAAGGCUCUUCUGAGUGGCUCAGCCUGCCUCCCGAGGACCGCGUCAAGGUCGGCCUGGUGAAGGGUGAGGGUGAAUUCUGGUGAGUGUUACCUCGACUUGGUCUAGUCACCCCGCCUAUACCUCAUGACUUGUCGUGCAUAUGCAAAGUACGAGCCGGCAGAUUUAGAUCUAGAGACAUUUCAGAAGAGAAGACCUUCAGCGGGGCGUGCAGCAAUUCUACGACGUUUCCAAAAGCAGUGUCAGUUUCCCGUGUUUGGACGCUGAUUCACCUUAUGCACUGUGCGAUUCGGAAAUUGAGCUAUUCGCGCGCAUCGUCCGCGGUGGAGCUGCGCAGAUGGGCCUUGAUUUCAACUUCGACAGACCUAAGCUGGAUGAUCACAUAGGAAGGCAAGGACAAAAGCCACGAAUGCCAUCUGCCCGCUUGGCCGGAGGUCAUAGCGCGGCACAUGUAGUUCUGCGCUACUACCCGACAAGAAGCAGUCGAAAUUGCUCCGUCUGACCCACCAAAGUGAGGCACUAAGAUCAGGGAACGAUCCUGCACGAUCUAUCACGUAUCUGUACUCCCCUUGUUGCCAGCACCCGCCUCAACACCGUAUGCACCGUCAUCGACCCUCGGGCGCGAAUCACCGUCCAAUGCUGAGUUACAAGGCCACGGCGCUCGGUACAGGGAGGGAUGCCGCGGUGUUCACAAACUCAUUUGAAAGCGGCGGUGGCACAAUCCUAUUUCGUAGCCGCACCUGUUAGGGAUUAGGGGUUAGGGUUAGGGAUUAUGCUGAUGCUUGCCUACUGCAGAAACGGCGACGAAAUAAGAUCGACAGCAGCAGUGGCUGGCCAAACCUUGGACCCGAUUAAACACGUGACGGACGAAGAGCAGGUGGUUCACCGGUCUCAGAGGAUAGCAAUCCGAUACUACUACUUAAAACGUCAGAAAUGUGGCUCGCCAACGUCUUUGAACGCCUCUCCUUUUGAGAUACUGUCCGGUGAUCAGAUUUCUUCACUACUGAAAGAGCAUUCCAUCAGUUUUGGAGCAACAUGACGAUAGUACCCCGUAAAUGAAGACUAAAAUCGUCUUCCUUAUAAGUUAAAGCUAACAGCCUUUUCUAUCUUGUACUUUUUCCGAUACGGUAAGAUUAUUAAUGAUGAAACCUCUUGUCGGAAGCUUUGAUAUGCGAUUUGAUAUUUCUCAAAAAUUACUUGUGCAGGAAAGAUGCUUGCUUGCUCCGUUAAAAGGCAGCCAAAUUGUGUGAACUUUCUCUCAUUCCUUCUCGCUCACUCACUCUCUCUUACACGCACUGUCACUCACUCACUCCAAGGACUCUUAUUGACAAUAAAUGGCGAACGCUUCCUCCAACGAAAUCAUUAUCUUUCUAGCCCGUCUUUGUCAGGCCGUCUUUGAAAAGUCCCUUCCAGAAAGAGCAAAUACGCUAAUUUCCUCUGAUUACACUACUAAGAACAAAAAUACCUUUAGGUGAUAGCUUUUCCUCAUAAAUUUCCCGAACGUAGACUGUAACCUAAAAAUACUCGACAAGGCUUAAGUGCUGAUUAUAUGGGCAAAACUCCAUUUAAAAAGCUAUUGCUGCCUUUAUAUUGUUCCUGGUCAAUUUUCUCAUGAAUUAAUUUCUCCUCUCGGCAUACAAAAGCGAAAUUGAGAAUUGUCGAGGGUGUCAAGUACGCAGGAAUGUCAGCAAAUAUAUAGGCGACACUAAUGACCACUUUCGGCGUAUUUUUGCCAUCGUCUGUCCAUACCCCGAUCUCAGGCAGGGAAAAACUAGCAUGAGAACCCCAGGAUGCUGGUUAUCUAGUUUAAAGCUCCACUAGUUUAACCGCGAACUCAGACUCUUUCGACUACUACUGGAGGUAUCCGAAGUCGCGUUUGAGUUGCACUGGUCUUCCUGAUUGUGCGACGAAACGCAGGAGUUGCUUAUGGCUCCGGAGCCCCAGUAUUCAACCUUUUUAACUGCCAAUAUAUACCCACGGACAACAUCCAGGUGGUAAUUGCGACGUGUACCCUACAUUCUGACGUUCGUCUACCAGUGAACUCAAGUUUAAAUUUGAAACGCCAGAGGAAUAAAAUGCUUGUUCCAACGACGAAGUGUGUAUUCUUUGUCCCUUUAUCCGGUUGGGUGCUCCGGAGGCCCACACAGGUAAGUAUGGUUAAACGAUUUCACGCUUAUAGUGAUGGUAAUGUCAGGACAGAUCCACCGACAUUUUCUGUGAAUUGCGAAAAUCAUGCGAGCAGUAUCGAUUGGGGAAUGAAGGUCGCCCUUUCUCCGUCGAUUCGGCAGCACCCGCACCCCAAGGUACUUAAAGCUGUCUACUUCCUCACGCUGAAGACCAUUUAAUUCCGAGAAUGCUUCGCCUGGUGGGAGGAAGCAGCUCGAAAACGGUGUUUGUAGAUAUGCCGACCGAUUGAGCGACAUCACUCAUCGGCGACACCACGGUUUGUAUGCCGCCGAAGUGUGGGGUUAUCAGGGGAUAGCGUCAAUGUCAUCAAGAAUAUUUGGCUGGCGCCUAAGCGAAAAUCAAACGUCGUCACAACCGUGUUUGAGGACUCUUUGGAAAUCCUAUCGAUGGUGCAGUUGAACAGAAUGCGCGAUAGGACACAACCUUGUUGAACUUCGGACUGAAUAUCGAACGGUUUAGAAAGACCACUGUGGUUUAGAACUCAUGAAGUGGUAGGCUGAUAGUAGGCCCUGGUCAUGACGAUUAUGUUCUUCGGCAUACCAUCUAGUCCCACUAUUCGCCACAGGGACUCACAAUCGAAAGCUGCGAUGAAUUCAACAAUUCAGGCGGCCGUCGGUUCCUGAUAGCUAUGAUGGUGUGAUAGAAUGCGUCGCACUGUGGAUAUCUGGUCGGCGCACACACGUCCGCCUCAAAAUCUGGUUUCACUGGGCCUAGUCCCAAAGUUACUCGGGCUCUGAAUUUGCCCACGAAUGACGAAAACGAUGAUUUUUGCAGAAAUGUCAAAAAAGUUCAUGCCGCAAUAUUUUUCGCACCUCAUUUUAUCUCCCUUCACGAAGACAGUAGCAAGGAUCCCCCAAGCCCUGGUCAUUUGGAAUGGCCUCACCUAUCCACGCUUGUUCAUCCAUGUACUGGAGCCGUGACGCCAGAAUGUCGGCACAGGACUGGUAGAUUUCAGUAGGAAUGGCGUCCUCUCCGGAAGUCACUUCGCCGCGCUGCCUCAGUAUUGCAUCUGUGGUUUCUUCCUGAAAAUGUGAGCCACAUGGCACUGGAGAGAGACGACGGUCUGCUGCAGAAGGGAGUGAAGGCCAGCUCUAUUGCUCACUGAAGUUGAGAAGGUGCUGGAGCUGCUCACGUCCGCGUGCGACUUUGGCCGGGCUGUCAGCAACAAAACCGCUAUCAACAUGGCGAACAGAAUCCCUCAGUGCAGAGGGCCUAAUAUCAACUCGACGAAAAUUUGUUUGAGUUUUUGGGUAUCAGCAAUAAAGGCGCCCAGGUGGCUAGAGCGUUGGCCGUGCACGAGCCUUCCCCCUGCCAUUGUGGGUUCGAAUCCCAUCAAGGUCGCCAAGAUUGUCACAGUUGGAUCAAAAUGAAAGGCCGCUACUCACAUGGCGAACAGAAUCCCCCCAGUGCUGAGGGCCUUCCACUAACUUGACGACUAAGUUAUUUGGGUUUCCGAGUAUCACCAUCGUUUGAGGCCUUUUCCAUGGAGGUCGACUUUUCAGCCAAAAUACAAGAAGAACAAUGAGAGGACUGUUUAAAGCGUCUCCUGACGUAGUCCUGUCAUUCUACUCCCGAGAAGUAAUAAGCGAAUCACAACGAAGGAGUCUGUCAGUUACCUCUGUCAGUCGCUAGUGGAAGGUUGCAUUAUCGCGCUGGUCGACACUUGAUGUUGAUACGUACGCGGAGAUGACAGAUUUUUGUAGAGUGACCCCUCUAUUGUGCGUAAGCCAACCGGCCAUUAUCUGAUUCCCAUGCAAGUAGUGUAUGGCUCGCUUAUUACGCGAGGGCGAUCUCCACACCGUUUCGCCUGGGCCGCUGCGGUAUAGUGUGAGAUGUGAAUUGACUCCAGAAUCUUGAUUUUCCCAUAACCUGAGUCAGACAUUCGUAUUUCGGACAGGUAGCGGACAUCCGGUUUCCGCCAAUAAAGUCUACACACCGUCAGACCUUUGACAUUAACGUCCAGAAACGCUCGCACACUACAACAUUCAGAUCCGAGGGUUCGUCCUUGCUUUACUAGUUCGGCCCAUAUGUGAUUCACCCGUACCAGUGGACCAUGGUUCCGGAACGCGUCUGGUCCUCCAGACGCCGCGUCACGGAUUUUAACACUUCAGUGAAACAUUUUUAUGAGGUUGCUCGGGACUUUGAGCACAAUAGGUCUCACACAAGCCGCACGAAUUGCUUGUCCGAUGUUAUCUUUCAGUUCUUGCAGUGAUGACAAGCGAACUUAUCUAGCGAAGGUUCACAUUCAUCUUCUCGUUGUGUCAUUAUCAAGUUUUUCGCUACGUCAUGAGGCAGUCUACGUGCCAGACCUCAGCCUUCUCCACCCCGGUAGCACCGUCGCUGACGGUCCACGACUGUUUAUCCGUCAGACGCGGAAGCCAACUUAUUUUGCAGCUAACCUUCGCGGGGAGGGGGAGGGCUGUUCCACUGUCCGCUGGAGGCAACGUAAACGGUGAAUACGUAUGCCUAGAUUUCUGAAAAAGCAUGAAAUCCCUUUUCAGUCUGCAGGAAGUAAAGGGCUGUUCAUUUUACUACCGAGCAAACGCCCCGCAGAUAAGCCCCGGACACACGCCCAUCUGGCUGUGAUUUAUGGAAGUGGCAUCAACCGACUUCCUUUCACACUGUCCCAUUUGUCUGCGUCAGCAGGAAACAAUGUCUGUAUGUGUUUAUAAAGUGUGUCUUCUAAGCCAGUAAGGGCAGUUUUCUAUCCGCAGCCGUCUUAUUGAGGCGGCUACCAGGUGGACGAAUUACUGCCACCCCACAAACGCACGAUUUCAGAGUUUAGGGACUAGACUGUAGAUAAAACCGCGUUAAUUAAACCGCGUACUCUGUUUCCAACUUCCGGAGGGACUGUGUUGUAAUUGCGUCAUUGUUCUGUCCUCGCUUCUUCAGCACAGGUACACAGCAUAUGCGGGUGGAAAGCAAAACCGCAGUGCGUCCCAACCGCGUUCAAGCAGUUUUCCGGAGAGGGAACACGGAUGAAAGUGCAUGAUAUCAAAAAAUAAGAGGGCGCCAUGCCGAGGGUUUGAAAUGGUGAAAUCACGAAAUUGCUCUAGACAAGGCCAGCUGCCUCAGAAACAUUUUCAUAGUGCCGCAACCACAACCCUCCAGUAAAAUACCCGUCUCCGGUAGUAUCUUCCUGCAAUUGCUGAGGACCGUUACAGGAGGGGUAAUGACGACCGAGUCUGUCCUAUUUUCAAUCAUCCAUCGGCCAUACCCAAGCCCAGUUAUCCAGGUUCACGAAAUUGAACAGGGCCCAGUUAAUCGUUGAGCCAACAUUUUAUUACCCGAACUAUUGACUGUCGCCUGGGUGUCUGCAGUUCCGCAUAGAGUGUUCAACAAUCUAUCCUAAUUGCAGGAUGAAAUUUGGCUUCCUAUUCCUGCCUUGGAAUCUUGGUCUGCAGCCACGGCAGUCGGUAGCAUUGCUACUAAGAUCCCUAAUUGAGAAGUGUUUACUGGCAAAGAUCACGGGAAUGGCUACUACUGGCUUGUUUGCCGUCAUCCGCCUGCGAUACCGCAGUCAUGGUCUGCAUAGUCGAAGCAUUCCUCCCUCAUAUUAGUUGAUUAAGGAAUAACGCCUUCUCACCAAUGCAAUAAGGGGAUCGCGUCGAAUCGACUGAGAUCGCGAGUAUUCAGUCAGAAGAGUUUGGCAUUCACCGAGCUAUCCUGACUGGAGGACGGUUAUGAGCAUUUCCUCUUUUGUUUGGACUUUUAGUCUACAACCCUCACAGGCGGUCGUAAGUCCCGAUGGAAAACACAUCCCGUACUCUAUUUAAAACUGUUCCAUACAAGGAAACAGUAAAGGUUAAGUAUUUUUGACAGUACCCAACCGGUUUUGCACCUAUGAUUUUAGGCCCAGAAUCAUUUACGGACUUGGCGCACAGUGUUAUUGAGUUUUGAACUAAUAUGCGACGAUUAACUCUUGUUUCUUUCGUUUGUAUUUUCUUAUUUUCAAUAGACGUAGAUUUUCGACCCACCAUCCAUCGGUCGCUCUAGUUAUGUUAUCUCUGCCAGCUCUAUUUCAUUGUCAAAGAAUUCUCUGCUCUGUUUCCGCCCUCAUUAUGGAAGAAAUUAUUGUAAUUUGAUCUCCUAAGGGAGAAAGUAGACAAUUUCAUUCGACCACAGGCGGUUCUGUUUCCCCCGGAUGUUGUUUAUAUUCACUCAGAAGAUUGGAUACGUCAGAAUGGUGCUCGCACUUGACGGUAGCGAAGUCCUCCUUCCGUCCAAAAACUCUCAUAGAUCCUAGCUCAUUGCAGGAGAUUUGAGUGGGGUGGCUUUGCGGGGAGAAAAUUUUCUGCCACCCGUGGACUUGAGAGCGAGCGUCUCUUUUCCCUCUCCUGUACACCGGUUACAGGAUUCUGUGAAGUGAUAGGUCGGGCCUUGUUAGAUGACAACAACCCUUGCCAUGCCGUAACAGCGCAGUGGUUUGUUAUGCUUUUAGGAGACUAAUUAGCCGACUAGGUGUCCAACCCCGUCUGCUGGUAGUAUCGCUGACUGAUUAAUGACCGAUUGUUCGUUAAAUCCGAGAGCAUGCCUAUUUUGCGGUUAGCUUCGCUGAGAGUCGUUUCACUAUCUUCCACCUUUGGACGCACCAGAUGACUCAGGGUUAGGAUGACAGACAGCCUCCGUGUUCCCGAGAUUCCUGCCUUUCCGAGGUAUGGAGAGUAAAAACUAUUGCGCUCAAAUGUCUGAAAAGGCACGCAUAAGUCAAUAUUUGGACUUUCUGCCGGUCACGUAGAAGACACGCGUAAUCAUCUCAAACUGAUUGGCUGGUUUGUAUUCCUAGGGAACUCUGCACUUUCCUCUGGCCGUCUCCUCACUACGACUGCACUUUUCAUUUUAUUCGUCCUAAAAACAGAUGUCACCGUGCCUGUCAGCAUUUAAACUCUGCUCCAUUCAGGCAUGUUCUGACAACAGAAAAUUCGCGUUUUUCCCCAUUUGUUAAAAGUUUCCGCAGUAGCGUUCCAUGCAACUUAAGGCUGCCAAAGCCGUCGCGUAGCCAGAUUCGGCUGAAUUGAGGCUGUUGCGGAGACCGUGCAGACAGUGGCGGGGGAUGGGUGACGGUGACAAUAGGGACACACACACAGCCGCUGGUCUGCAAAUUUAAGUUUUCCAUCCACUUUGUAGGGCAGAGUGACUGCUCCUUCAGCCUCCUCCUUCUCCGCUUCCUCCUGUAAUCCUUCACGCAACUGUUGGCGUAAACUGCUGAUAGUGUCUUCGUGCGCAAACAUAUUUAUAUUGCCUGAGACCUGUAUGCGUUAGCUGUCGAGCAGAGGCGUUGCAGUUGCGGCAUGCGUGCGCGCGCAUUGCUGCUGCUGCUGCUCACGAUGAGGAUGAUAAUGAUGGCAGCGGCGGCGGCGACGACGACGAUGAUGACGACGAUGGUACUGAUACCGAUGAUUGUACUGUCCAUUGCCUGUCCGCGUUCAUUGGCCGAUCUAGCCGGUUGCAUGCGACUGCCGAUGGAGUGAACGUACGCACGCCCCAGAGCCAGCGUAGGAAGUCGCCAGGACGACGGUCAUAACCGCUGCUGUUGCGAUCCUCGACAUCCGCAGUAGCCCCUGUGGGUGCCCUCCUACCCAUUUCAACGGUGCAUAGCCUGCCUUUGCAGACGUCGAAAUAAAGCGCUUUGAUUUAUGCCAUCCAUCUCCUUUCGCAGUACCUGCUGUCUGAAUGAUUCACGCCGAUAUUUCAGCGCAUAAAUGAUACCGGCUUUGACCUGGGUCAAUUACAAAUGCAUUCUUGACGCUAUUCUUCAUUCCGGGUAUAUGGAUCCUUUCGGUUCACUUUUUGCAAAUCUGCUACGGUUGCUUCGUCAGACGGCAGGUUACAGCACAAACAUUGUACGCGGGCCCUCGUGAAGGUUGAUAUUGAUUUUAUGAAUGACGAAGACCAAUCGAAGGCUAAUAACGGAUUGCGUCCCUUAAAAUCAAUUGUUUCUUCCCCAGUUAGUGGGAAGACGUGUUUUUUGAGGGAGCUGGCACCAAAAAAUGCAUCUGCAAAAGUAAUAGUGGUUGUCAAACCAGGUGGCGAAAUGCGAGCUACAGACGAUGGGAACACGUACUAGAUACUUUCAUGCGAUUACUUUGUAGCAAACUGCAUUAGUCCGUCAGAAGAUGCCUUGAACGUUUGUUUACCUGCUCUUGGUCUGCCGAUUUAGGAAGUAUUUUUUACGCUAGUACAUGCAACAAAAUCACGAACGGCUUCUCAUCGAAUGCAGUCCACAAUAUGCAUGUCAUCCUCUCACAAAUUUUGAACUGUCAGUGCGCAGAAUCUAUUUAAAUCUUGAAAAUUAAUGGGGGCCUUUAAACAGUUCUAGUGAUCUGUGGGGCACAUUUGAGGUGUAGCCUGUAAGAUAUUGAAGGACAAGUAGAAUGAAAUAGUCUCGUUCUUGAAGGAAAUUUUUGAUAGGCGCUUUGGUAACUGGGUUGAGAGUAGCGCCCUGCAGCCCCCAGUGGUUUGCAUGGCAUCGGUACUUGGUUGGCGGUCGAACUGUCAGAGGAGCAACCUCCCCUCCCUUACAAAUAUCACCUAGUUUCGCAAAUUCACUUCCUUUCGACCCUUUAAUGCAGACACAUCAAUAUACCGGACAAGUUGGAGGCUGUACUUUGCAUAAGCCGGGCUUUUCCGGUGGCACAAAAAAUCAAAUGGUCGUUCGCUGUGGGUUUUUUGUUGCCUUCGGUUUUCCUGUAGUCGUCCCUUUUGAAGCAGUCUAUUCGACCCUGAGCUUCAAGUCCUACGCUCAGAUGUGAUUUCAACUUGCUCAUUAUGGCAUAGUAUGUAUCGUUUCCCAUUAUCAUCACUAUGACCCCAUAGACCCCCUUUGAAAAAUUCGGCGGUUUAUUUUAACGUUCGCUUCUUUCUCCCACCGUCUUAUCCUGGUGUUCCGUUGAGUAGUUUGUCAUCAGUUUGUAUAAAAGCGUUCCUGCAUGAAAUCUAUUUGAACUUCGGUUCGAACUAAGUGAAGGCUAGAUCAAAGUUCGCUGACGCACAGCCUGCUCAUCCAUUACGACAGUUAAUCGGAACAUUUUUAUUGCUGGGACCUGUUCUGCUGACACAACCCUCCCGAGAUCAAUGGAGACAUGCAAGUUCUAUUAGCAGUACUUGUUUGACCUAACCACAGGCGCCGCCCGAGUUCCCGGUCAUUAGAGAAACUGUGUUUAAUCCCCUAUUGGGAAUUUUUACUAGUAAUCAUCGACGGGGCACCAGAUUAGGCUGUGAGAAUGCAGUCGUCUUCCUUGUCUUUAUUCAUUGAUAACCGGAAGUUAUUAAAAGCUUUAAUGAUGUUGGGACAAUAGGUUUAGGCGUUUGAAUUUCUGUCGUGCGCCCAAAUGUUCUAUCACACCUCACGAUUCUACGAGGUCGACUCCCUUGCUGAUAUUGUAUUAACUCGAUCCGAGUUUAAGUCCUCCGGAUCCCUCAUGUUCAGAUUUUAUCUGCAAUGAGCGCUCGCACCCAUAUGUAGUCAGGACCUUAAUUCUGGGAUUUCGGUAUAUUUAUUUUCCUUCAUCUCGUUUUUAACACGUUCCUCGGCAUCCUCGUCUUCCUUGAUCUCCAGGUUCUCUGAUCUUGAAGUGCGUUGUAAAUUUGGGCAUAUGAAGCAGAGAGACGUGCCCUUUCAAAACGGCCGAAAUUGUAUUUGAGAUAACUCGGUUGGCAAUCCACGGGGGUGCCUAGGUACUCAUAUUCAGACCAUUAGUGAUCUGGGUUUAAGUUUAGACGUCGUGUCUGAGAGCAAUGGAGGGUCUCCAAAUCCGCGCAUACGUUACCCCAACUGUUAGGCAAGUGCUGCGGGGUUUAAGGGCAAGCGGUUCGGACCCUGGUAAUAUGGGUUAGGCUACUUCGUUUUCUCGGAGUGGCAACAGCGAGCAGCCGAUGCAAGCAAGAAAUCAAGAGAAGACCAGGUGCUACAGGUUUACGAACGAGCAAGGUACGAAACUACUCCAGCAUAGGAUGACUGAACGAGCCUGCGAACGGGGAGCGAUAGACGGUGGUGUGCCAAAGAACACGUUCCACAUUCUAUCUGGUGUAAUGUCAUCCGAAGACGUUAGACUGAUAGCAACCGGUUGUCAGGACAUCUGACGGAGGAACAGGUGCAAGUGUUGCGACAUCAAGUCUCAUUCCAGACAGUCGAUGUCAAAGUUGUCUGCUGGAUCUCUGAGGGUAGCGACGGACGGGAAGGAGAACCUUAUUUGACAUCGAGCAUCGUCGCUCCUCGUGACUUACGAGGUACUUGACGCAUUACCCAAGAUCUAAUGCGAUCCAUUAAGGAAACUCAGUACCGACAAAGACAUCGUUAUGGUGUAUGCUGACAAGGGAUGCUCCACCGUCCUAUUUGUCAGGACAAAUUACCUCCAGCAGGACAAAAGCUUACUGAAGGAUAGUCACUUUCAUGGUCCAUGUGAAACUGACCCCCCUAAAAAUGCUGGCAUAUGAAAUUAUUGCGGGGUAAUACUGGCAGCUACAGUGUCAACCAUAGAAUGUCGCAUGGCUAAAGCCGAAAAACGGCCUCGGACCGUUUCUAUGGCUUCCAAGUUUUCACAAAGUGUGCAUCCUCCUCCGGUCCAUGGCCUCUCUUAAGGACGCUCCUACCUACGGUCCGGCAAAAUGACCCUCUGGACCUUUAACUUUUCUGCCGGUUUAUUCAGGCAAAAAUGUUAGUUCUCCAAUUCUUCGAGAAACUGAAACGGCUAAUUAUCCUACUAAACGAGGCUGUGGCAUCUUUUGAUGUCGCGCCGUUAACCGCUAUUCCCUAUAAUCUGGCACUUGAGACCACCGAAUUGCCUCUGCACAGCAAACACUAUAAAACGAGGACCUACCUCGGGCACGCCCAAGUCGUCAAAGUUCUGAGGUUCUGUCGCAGUAUGUACUUCACUUCUGUAGGAUUAUUUUAUGGGCAGGUGAAGGACACACCAAUGGGCUCACCAAUAUUUUUACCUAUGGCCGCGGCUCUCUUGUAACGUUCGGAGUUGCUAGUCAUCCGGUACCACAGAUCGACGUUCUGGACUCGGUAUGUGUAUUGUAUCUUCGUCGUCAUCAAAUACGAUCGGGUGUUGGCAUUCAAAGAUCAUGGAAUUGUCAUCAUUCCGGACGAACAAUGUACUUUGAAGAGGAAGAAACGAUUCUACCGGACUUCCUUGCUUUUCCCAUCCAUCGAAAAUAGUAUAAUGUCCUUACAAGCAGGACUGCCAGUGUACAGUACGCCCCAUCGCUUCUAAGAGCGACUAGUUGCCGGCGCAACUUCGUCAACCGAUGCCUACGCAAAAGAUACUGGAAACAAAGCCGCAUUGGACCCGAACCCCUGACCUUAACCCCUAACGUCCAACCCCUAGCCCUAAUCCCUAACAGGUACGGCUACUAAAUAGGAUCUUGCCCCCACGUUUUGGCCAGCGCUCCCAUAAGCAAAGCACGCUUGGGAAGCUGCCAGUCGCCAUCUCACUUCAUUUGGAGUUUGGGUUGCACAUGGGCCGGAGGCCACCGUCAAGCGCUCUAUGAUUAGGCAAAAAGUCCUGCCGAGAGGCCAGGAAGUCGUGAAGGAGACACAAUCGUUGGAACAAGAGCUUUAUUCGCCUGACGUUUCGGAUCCCUGCUCGAACCCAUCAUCAGAGACAAAAGCAGAUACGGGUGGUUCAUGCACAGGGGGCUGCGGUAUUCACAGGAUGAAGUUGCCAUGCUACCGCGGCUCCCCCCUUCAUUAGAGAUCGUUACACUUGGUAUGAUGACUGUUUGAUUGCCGAUAUUCGCACCGCUAAUUGCUGCAAUUUUAUCACGUGUGUUGGACGUUGGUGUGAUGAUUGCUCGACCAUUUGACCCAGGAAGUGUUUAGAGUCAUUUGGCGGGUCUUGCGAGAUUUAAGAGAGGGAAACUUCGUCCGAGCUGCUAAUUUUGAUAUGUAUAAGGUGGCGCAGCUACUGCGUUCAACGCAUACUUCACACAUUGUUCAUCCAUUACCCUUAUAUUGAGUUCGCUCUGUUUCCUGGUUUGAAUGUGAAUUCAAAACUGCAAGCGAAUGAAAUUCUUGCUCCAGCCAUCGUGGCUUCCUCUUCUCAAAUGGGACCAGACUCUGCCUUCAACUGAGUUCAUUUUCUCGAACGAAAAGGAGGUUGGACGCCUACAGAGCUAGAAAUAUUUGAUAGUGCCCUCUGUGUCGAGGAAAACUGCCAGAAGACGCAUUGAUAAGGGCACGUGGAGGUUUUGAACCGGCUGCCAUUUUGCCCUGCCGCUUCAUCCUUCCUCCCAACGGCAAGCGACCUCAAUAAAACGACGUUACUUGUGACACUCGAUUACCUCGCAACUGCAUUCGUGUGUUGCGAUUCUUAUUGUGAAAACCCACGGUCUAACUCUGCUGCCCUCCGCGUCGAAUACAUUUGAGCACUUAUUCUCCCGUAGGCGCACAUGCCCUUUCAUCUUAUUGAGGUUUAUUGACGAUUCACAUUUAACUGUUACGAACAAAUUCUAGGUUAUACAUUGGGUGGCCCUUUUGACAUUUCGGUUAAUGUGGAAGAGACUGUUUUGUCCAGUUAAGACACUGGGUGUGAACUGAAACUUCUGGCAUUUAUUGCAGGUUCGACUGGUCUUGGCGAAAUUCCUCAUUGUACCAGUUCAUGGCGUCCUGUGACCACUUAGUUACCCUGAUUGCUUCUUCUGGUUGACCACUACAACGUGAUUGAUCCAGAAACACCUGAAUAGAUUUCUCGACAUGCCACUGUGUCAUCUUUGAUUUUUUCACAGUCUACGAACGCUGGCAGAAUAGCUGUCGGUCGAAAAUCCUGAGGAAAUCGCAACUACCACACGGUCAAGGUCUUCCAAAAACAACUCCGGCGGAAGUAGUUAAACUUCGUCAUUUGGCGUUAGUGGUCAGUUCACUUUCCAGCGCCGAAUAUCAGAGUGCUUCAUGCGACGAUCAUGUACAUCUCCAGCUUGCUGCCGAAAUGGCUGUUGGGGCGACCCUAUGAUAAAGUAUCUCACUCCAACUCUUUCAAAAUUCGUGCUUUUUCGAGGCCACCCUUCUCAGCAAAGCAAAUUGCCUCAUGGUAGUGGUGAGCACUGGCAGGGACUACCAUCUCCAUGCCCGAUGAGUGUCUUCUCCGUGCUUAUGGUCAUUUCAGAUUUUGCCUAUCCGGAACUUAUCGACCCUGAGAGUUAUAUCCAUGAAUAUAAUCACUUUUUUUCCGGAGCUGAAAUAAGGGGCGCAGAAAGAAUGCUAAGAAAGAAUGCUAAAGAAAGAAUGGUUGUAGCGUUUAAAAUUUUAUGAAUAAGUUUUGGCUGCAAUUUUCGUGCGACCUAAAGUAAAGGUUGGAUUUUUGAAAAGACAAGACCUUAUUCAGACAGCUCCUUCAGAAUCUACUCCGUUGACCGGAAAGAAUUGACGAAAAAAACAUUUUUUUCUGUGUUACUCUCUGUUUGCUCAUCUGCACGGUAAAGUGGGACCUGAAAGGCAUCCGCGCAACGUUUCUGUAUCAAUGCCUGGAGCAGGGUUUUACUGAAACGACCUGUAAAAGGACAGAAAACUCUCAUGGUUAAAAGGCGUCACCUCCCCCUCAACAUGGAAUCUAGCAACCCACCUCCCAACUUCGUUCCACUUGUUCCUCUGAUAGAGCAGUGCCAAUGAUUACGCCCGGUAACAUGGCAACUACGUACAAUAAAUACUACACGCUUUAUAUCCGCGUCGCCCUUACUCGCGUCUGUCUCUGUUGAUGAGUUCAAAUAAGCAUCCGAAAAUUCAGGCCAACAAACGUCUUGUUCUAGCCAUCGUGUCUUGCUAUGUCGGUGUCCACAGCCGGCGAGUGUGUCCUCCAUAAUACCCGGUGGGAAAAGUGGGGGUCAGCAAUUCGACCUGCGUUAAUUUUUUCGCAAUCUAACGUUACCCCCCUGUCGGUGUAUUCUAUCCGACUGGUGAAUUGUUAUCAUUGAGUUAACGUCCCAAAGUACCCGCACGUAGACGAUGGAGCGGAAUCAGGACAAACCACUUAGCUCUACAAACAAAGUUUGUUUAAGGAUCGCUGUCCUCGUUAUGACGUUGCUUUCUUGAAGUUGCAAAAGCUCCCGUUGGAUUAAUUUCGCUGCUUUGGAAGCGUCAGAUUUCCGGUAUCUCAUAUAUCCCUUCUGAGUCCCAUUCUGCCUUUGCUCGUACCGACUUUAAUGCAUUGUAUAAACCAGUGGCAUGGUUGUGUUUACUUUCCACAGGAUGUCAAUGGAGGACUUUCUGGCAAACUUCGAUUACCUGGAUAUCUGUCAUGUUGUGGAGAUGCCUAGCGGGUCUGGCAACGGGCCUGCUUUCACUAGCGGUAUCCUGACCAACAAUCACGGUCUUCAGGACUCGCUUCUCCCCACCUCGACUGCCGGUCAACAACACACUGUGGGCCGGGUAUUCGGGUGUUGGAUUCGUGGUGUUACCGCUGGUGGCAGACCCUUUGUUCGAGCCAGUCAUUGGGCCAAUCCCCAGUAUAUAAUGAACAUCCCCUCGCCUGACGUCGGCGAUCCCGAGGGUCUGGCUUCGGUGGUCGUGGCGCUCCUCCAAUCAGAUGCGCGCCCGCUGCGACACCGUGCUCCUCGCCUGCUCAGUAUUGGAUUUGUCCUCUAUCGGGUGGGCUUUUGUGUGCUAUUGGUCUGUUUUUAAGCGUUCUAGGCGACAGCUUACAGGUUUUGUCGUUUCCGAUGCAACUUCAUUAUUUCGCUAUUUCACACAAAAUAGGUUUAAUCCAACACCAUUAGUCACAUUCAUUUGCAUCACAACUUAGUAUUUUAACCCGUUGUGAGGUAGCCAUCCCAUCAUCACUUUGUCGUUUGGACUUUGGAAAGGCACAUUAUCUCUAAAAGGCACGCUCUUCGGCGAUUUCUAUAUAGCCUCAAAAAAGCUAAUCGAAAAUUUACAAGUAAUGAGUUUACUCUGCCAGAGGUUCUCGUCGACCUCCUCAGCGAGGCUACCGUAGGGUCUCUUUACUAUUCCUGGCAUUAAAAGUAAGAAGAUGCAUGCCAACCCUAGGAUUCGCCUUCUAGAUUCCGACGUAAGCUCUAGUUGGCUCGUAUUACAAGUGAAUAUAAAGCAUUUUCAUUCAAAGUCAGGUCCGAAUAGCACACAGAAUGGAAGCGAGGGGACGGAUGGGAAUUUGUACCGUUACGGUAGGCGUCGCUCCUGUGGGAAACCGAUCACCCCACUGACAGUAGAACUAACCCCCAUAAAAUAUAAAUCUCCAAAAUGACCACUGCUCUGACAGAAAGACCUUGCCUAGACUUUGCAAACGGAUGUAUUUAGAGUCACUAGGACAUCCUGGCUGCGGAUUUAUGUCGCCAGUUGACAUUUUAGUCAGCAUGUCUAAUUUUAAGUAUUAUAAACCCUACGCCAGUCGCUCUGCAGCAAGAGAGUAUCAACACUUGGAAUACGAACCGAUCAGAAAGGUAAGCUUCUACAAGGAGCGAUUUCCGGUCAUGGGUGACUGGGGAUGCAACAGCCGAUAACUUUCAAAUGACAAGACACUGGCAUAAUUCCAGCCAUCUUUUAAAACUUGUAGAUCUGAACUGUCUCUGAUGGAAUGACCAGUUUUUCUCGGCAAUUUUAAUUACUCAGCAUUCGCUAAGAAACCUGAGGUUCUAACUGAAAAAGAAAGGACCGAUAAAAGCAUUUCAUGAUUUGCCAGAAGGGAGAAUUUACACCUGCUAGAUCUAGCGCCUCGAGUACGCAAAGUAGUCCUCUUCUUACAGACAGUUUCAAGCCACAAUUGUUCGUUUUAACUUACUCCCACUUAAAGUUUGUAUCUGGAUAUCUUAAACGUGAGUCAGUCAAUGGAAACAAGCGCUUUCAGCGAAUAAUAAUGAGGCCAUUUUGACAAAAAUGAAUUUUGGAGGUUCUGAUAGGUGGACGAAGGAAGGUAAACAGUAUCGGUCCACUGGAUGGGGAUCUCUGCGAGAAAGGGAAUACUAAUUACUUAGGUGUCCCUGGGAGAAGGCAGGUGAGCUGGAUCAAGUCAAUGUUCAUAUUUCAUUAGGGGAGGAGGUCGUGGCGAAAUAUGCCAAUGGGAGCUCCUUAUCUGGGUGAAAUCAUUUAUCACUGAAACCAGGUGUUUACUCCCUUUUUCUCUAUAAGGCGCAGAAAAAAAUAAUUAAAUAUGAGGCAUACCAUGGCUUUUCCCUUUGGGGGAUGCAGAUUUUUUAAUACGAAGCCCUUCAAAUUAGAAUGGUUGAAUCGAGUUAUGUAUCUAAGGCAUCGAAAGUUGGGUAAAAAGCGCCAGAUUGCGUCUAAAUGAUCAAGCCUCCGAAUUACAUGCUAAUUAUUUCCCUAAUCGGCGUUAUCUAGCCACCCGUGUUUUGGCGCAGUUCAAGCUGACAUUUGCGAUAAUUACUUAUCCGAAAUAAAGUGGUCCUCGUAGCCAGAUGGACAUCUAGAUGGUCGUGCCUGCCUUCAAUCAGGCCCCAACCCAUGUCGUGUCCACCACCUCCAAAGGGGAUGUUGGCAGUCAGCCCUCCUUCGCUCUCAUUGUCUUUUCCCAAUGCAUCUCCGCUCUAUUUUUGAUGCCGCCUUGUCUGCGUAGAGGCCCAACCAUGCGGAACUAAAGUACUCUAGUUUGUUCAAAAGAGCCAGAUUUCACUACAUGGUCGGUGCAGAGACAGUGCACCAGAAAACGAAAUUUUUUACUUUACCGCAUGUCCAGCUUAAAGUCCUACAGGCGAUAAUGCAGCUUUCCUCGUAUGGUCUGCAGGGCUUCCCUUAUUGAAUGCUGUUUUUUAAGUUUUUGAUGGCCGGUGUGUAGUUUACCUUGCACGACCGCUUAUAUUGAGCAUCGUUAACACUUCUGUCUCCACUUUUACCUGACAUACAACGAGGUUCUGCUGUUUGUGCCUGAGAAUUUUUUCAAUUCAUCUAGCGCUUUAUAUUCGUCAAUUAUCAAAAGUAGUCCUCUCACUUUCACUUCUGAACCCUUCCGCUGCAGCAUAAUCUAAAAUUAAUCUUUUUCAGCAUUUUACAAAGUGGGUAAUUUUUUGCAAUCAACACAAUUCAAUGUAUUGCGCCUGCUCCUGUGUACACUUUUGUGCGUGUGGCAAGCGUCAGACGGAAAUUUUACGCAACACCAGACACCAGUUGACCUUGCUUAGGUAGUAUUCUGGCCCAUGCGCGAGGGAAGAGUCAAGUCGAGCCAGUUGGUAUCCAACACUUAGUUUCCCUGCUAGCGCGCUUUAAAACUACUGUGAUGUUUUAGCCAUCUUGGCCUGGAAGACUGCCAGCUAACUGGAUAACUCUCUCUCUCUCUCUCAGAGGAUCAGAAGACAAUGGUUCCUUCUUAGCCUAUCGUUUAUGCCGCUCCUCGUUUGUGUGUGAUCCAGUACCUCUCCCAUUGAAGGAGCGUUCAUGUGAGUGUAGAGAUCAGUACACGUGUGGUACGCACCUUUCUGGUGGCAGACGUACCAGCUAUCGCUUCCCGCCUGUCACCUGUCGCCUCGAUCCUCUCCUGUCACCGGAACGUGGGGAGAUUGAGAAGAGUGAGGUAGACGCUGCACAAAUCCCCCCUUGUUAUCAACAGAUUCCCACGCCGAUCGUCAGUGCACCCUCUCUGGGCCAAUGGUGGUCCUCGUCAGUCUCAACGAACAAACGUAACAUAUUCUCGUUCACUUUCGCUGGUUGGAGGAGUUGUGAUGACUGUUCAUUUUUUCGAUGAGCUGAUGAACAGAUCUGUGGGCGCUGACAAGGUAUAAAUUGAGGACCGUGAGGAGUAUCAGCGGGUAAUGGCGCGAGUUCCUUGUUUAUUGGCGAGACAAACCUCGCAGCCCCGGUAGUUGCCGGUUUUUGGCAGUUUUUAUUCCGGAAUGAGAGUUUACUCCCUUUCCCUCUCACUGAUUAGCAGAAAAACUCUACUUUACCAACUCUUCCCAAUUUAGCAGACCUGGGCGUUUCCGUUUUUAAAAGCGCAGACACUGAAUAUGUCCCUGACGAAUGCUUCCGGUGCGCUAUUAGAAAUGUCUUUCACUCUGCCAGUUGAAUGUGUUAAUGGCUGCAACGGAGAUGGUGCUUACAACUGUCUGUCAAAAUAUGAUCAGAGUGUCCUGAAUACGUCCAUAAAUGAAUAUUCAUUAAUCGGCCAUGUCUAGUAGCUUGAGGUUUAGUGCAAUAUAUAUCGAUACCGGGAGGAUACCGCUCUGUCUUUGUCGUUUGCAUUUUUAUGCUUGUUGUCUAGGAUCCAAAUCGAAAUGAAUUAUGAGAACGUGAAAGUGGCACACGAUCCAUCCAGUUUCACUAGUCUUUAAGGAAAGAAAAGGCCUCCGAUAACGAUCAUAAAGAAUUAGUUACGAUUCAUUCGAUUUAAAUCUUCUAGCCAUCAUUGCUGAAUGUGGACAAGGUUGAUGCCGAGAGAGGCGCUCAUGCCUCCCAAAUGAGAAUGGCCUAAACAGAUGUUUGUAGGCGAGGUUGUUUCGUUAUUACCUCAUAUCCAAACCGCAGUCUUAUCAAUAAAGACACAUCAAUCCUAUUAUGCUUAAAUAAUACAAAAUUUGGCAUCCCAGCAUCAUAACAUGCACAUUCUUUAGCAGUCAGCCAGCCUAACCAACACUGAUACAUCCCUAAGGAAAUUUCGCUUUUUUUCAGCCAGUAAAUUCUGGGGAAAAGUGCUAUGCUGAUUUCAUAGACUUUAAUCUUCGUUUUGCUUAUAGUUGAAGUUCCGUGUUUGCACACAGCAAACAUGCAUUUGAUGAUUUUCGAUGUUAUUACUGUCUUGAUGUGUUUCAUCGCGCAACUCCGGCCUACUUUUUAGGAUGUAAAGAAUUUAAUUACGCCAAAAAGUCCUCUUUGAACGUUUUUUUCAUUUUCAUUUUGUUUUUUUCUGCCGCAAGAAAAAUUUCAGUCAACAGUGUUCGCCCCAAUUAGAAAGUAUAAAUAAUUUUGUGAAUUCUAAGUAUCUUGUCGUGAAGACCCAGGGGUUCAGCUUGUAUUCACUCCAUUGUUCAGCUUCCGAUUGGAGCAACACCGCCAAUGACCAGGCGCUUCUUCGAAUCCACCAGCCAUAUCGCCAGCGUGGACUUCUUUUACGAUUCCCGCGAGGUUGUAAAACGCUUUAGGUUUUCUCCAGGCGCCUACCUGCUCGUGCCGUGUACCUACUCAGCCGAUCAACCUGGCAAUUUCCUCUUACGUAUUCUUUUUGAACAAGCGGAUCGUUCAUUGACGUAAGUUAAUCUUGUAGAGCAAAUCCAAGGCAGUCGAGCAGUCAGAGUUCACGGUGGUUUUCCACCCAAGAGCCUUAUGGGGCACUAGGUGAAAAAUGUUUAUAGCCAUCCCACCCCCACUCCUUGCAACCGGAUUGGUGUUAGGGUCUGGCUACAAGCGUUUUAUAACCUCAUUUCUCGCAUAGGCCUCCCCUAUCAAAUUCCUUCCUUUCCAUAUCUCACGGAUAGAGUAUUUAGUUUUCAUUCCGAAAUCAACGUAAACAACCUAGCGACCCUGAUUUCACGAAUGGUUUUCGUUUUCUGACUACAUUGGCCGGAAAUAUUCGUUAAAAUCAUCUUCCGAACUGAUUUUAUUAAGCCCGUUUUGUCAAUAAUGGGCUUUUAAAAGGCAUGCAAUGCUACUAUCGAUCACGCUCUACCUCCUGAGAAGUGAGUCUAUCUACGUAGGCUGACUACGGGCUAAAGUGCCAGCGUUUUUAUCUUAAUUUGGAGUUUUUUGUCAAGAGCCAUCGCGGAUGAUCACACAAGGAUGAAUAGUUAUUAUUCGAGAAGUAUAAGCGACAAAGACAGGGGAAACUGGAGUGACUACUUUUGGCUAGUUUUCACUUGGCAGCCAACCAAACCCCAACCCCUAUCCCGGGAAGACUGGAAUAAGUCAGAGGGCUUCUGCUAGUUUUGGUCAAGGAUCCUAAUAGUUAGAGAUUUCAUUCUCCAGUUUAGUUUGCUCGGACGAUGGAAUAUAUGCGUUUGGUUUUGCUUUGGAGCUCUCGUCUAGAACACUUUGGGGAAGGAUUCAUUGCGAGUAGACUGAGCAAUGCCGUCCGAUUUGUUCCUAUUGAGGUCAUCUAUUGACACUCUCACUGCCUCCUCCAUAGUCCUACUAUCCACCCGAUGAUAUUCAGGCCUAGCUGUAGUUGAUGCAGCCCAAACUUCAAAUUCUCCUUUCAGCCUUAUCUUCAUACUGUCAUCAUGGACGGGAAUAAAUAGGCACGCUAUUGACGAAUGCAUAUUCCGACCAAGAAUAAGAAGACAUCCAUUCUGGCCUAUUUAACGUGAAAGAGAACGACAAAGCAAGUAAACACUAGCCGGCUGAUUUAGUUGCCCUCUUAACCGCCUGAUUAAUGCUGUGCUCAAUGCUAAGCUUGUCCGUUCCUGGGUAGAUAGCAUCAAUUAAAGCAGUCUGUCCCCUAAAAUCGGACACUUUCUUUUGAUUAUAUUUUCAUGAGUUCCUCUUAGUUUCAUCUCGGAUCCGGCUGGCAUACGCAGUUGUAUGUUGAAUUGUGUGACCGUAUUUUAGGAUGUGAGAACCAAACUAGCUCACGUGUAAACCACGUGCGUCAACCCAACUGGGUGCUGACGGCCAAUAACUUGGAAGUGACUUUUCCAGAAUUCCCGUUUAUCGCUAACACCCCUUUAUUACUGAUUGUUAGUCACUCUGCAACUGUCAUUGUGGGCUACUGGGCCUCCGCUCCAAGGCUGGGCGGAAUCUUUUGUCUUCAGCCCUACAGGUAAACGCAACUUGUUGGUGAACGCUGUCCUCCCCUUGCGUCAGCCUCUAUUCAAUACCAGAGAAACCUAGACACGCAAGCCACAGAACGUUGGAGAUCGACAAACAACCACAGAUGCUUGUUUUUCACAUACAGCCAGCGGCCAAUCCCAUGAAAUGUUAGCCAAAGUCCUGAAAUGCGUAUUUAGUUAGGGGCUGUAAGAAUGCUCAUUUGGUGGCAUAAUCCCAAGGUGUUUUAGUUCCGUCAGACUGUCGGCUUUUGAAUGUGCUCCAUUUCCACCACCUGCAAUAACCGCAUUCGAUACAAAAUGACCACCAAAACAGUAUGACGUUUUCUAUUGACUUUCGAUUACCUUAUAAGGUCAAAUUUGUUUAAUGAGAGUGUAGUCAAAUGUAUACCUUCCUGUAUUCUUUUAGGUUCUAGCUGUAACCGAAUUUCUUUCAAAUAUUCACACGUAUAAAAAGUCCGGAGAGGUCAGGUUCGAUGACUCGUUACUGUACAAUGAGGCAUUUUAUGUUUUCGUCGUAGCAGUAGACCACCUUUAUCCAAGAUGUUAUUAUAAAAUGAGUAUGGAAGCAAAGGCAUGGGUAUCUACCCUGCGUUGUGUGUUGCCGUUGCUUUUCAUCGAGAAGUCUCAUAUCCAUUUGAUCUGCUCAAAAUUAAGCGUUAUUUAAAUUUUCUGGGUUGUUAUCACCUCUCUUGUAGUCCCGCACUUGGCCGAAUAGAUUUCAGCGAUGUCAGCCUUUCUCUGGCUGAACCGGACCCGCAGUACGAAACCAUGCUACCCCGUGUUCGCCGACUCUUCUACGAGGCAUCGGGUGAAUCUAUGGCCGUUGACGCUUUUCAGUUAGAACCCAUCAUGAAUUCCCUACUGAAGGAAGAUCACAGAUUCCCAUACUCCAUGGUGAGUGGCCACUUCUCUUCCUUAGCAAGGGACAAUUUGCUCUCCAAGUUCUAUCAUGAACGAAGUCUAUUUUUGGUCCACAAACAUCAAAAGAAGCUCAAUAGCUUUGAUGCCUAGUCUUAAUUACACGCUCGUCUUGCACAUUAGCUUGUGCCACCGUUGUUUCUACAGCUCAAGCUAUGCGAAUUCGAUAGAAAAUGCCUUCGAGAAUUAAAACUGACAUCUAAUUAUACCUUUGAGGCCUUACUCUGCCCAUUAAUUCCAACCCAGUUUGCCUUCUACGAACGGAUUGCGCUCUUAUUGUGCCUUCUGACUUACGUAGGCAUGGUUUUGUGUUGUUAUCUUGAGCCUCUGGGUCGCAUUCACUGCAUCCUUUAUUGAUUAUGGGGCUAAUGAGCCUGAUGAAAUCUGUUACAUUCAUUUUAACAUAUGCAAACUCACAUUUUAUGUGCUAUCUCAUGAAAUGUUAACCGAAAUUCUGAAACUCGUUUUCAAAUAGAAAGGAUUGCUUAGGUAGGGUUGUGAGAUUAAUCAUCGUGCAGCAAAAGCUCAGUAUAUUUCACUCGCGUAAAGACGCCGACUUUUGAAUGCUCUUUCUUCCAGCCACCGGCAAAAAGCACGCUACUACGAAUGACUGCUAAAAUAGCACGAAUUCUCCUUAUUGAUUUUCGAUGCUCCUAGAAAAUCAAAUAUUGUCCAUGGAGAAAACGCACAAAAUAACCUUCCUUGUAUUUAUGUGGUGGUGAAUUGCGUCUUCUUCGAAUUCUAUGCUUUAAGAAGGGGUAUCUUUCGGUUUUAGAAGAGUCUUUAAUAAUGAGAUUUUUCAAGGUCAUGAAGUUUUCAUUCAAAAGACAUUGUGUCUGUCCACCUCAACAUUUUCAGAGGACUAUGUGACAUCUCCUGAAUAGCGUAUAGGGAUUUAUGAUUUUUGUUACGCGACAAAUAUACGGCUCAUAGUUUGAAAACCCUCAAUGCAAAUGUAACGACAAGUGGAGUUCAAAGCUAUCCGGGAAUUGAAAAAAAUUUAAAACAGAAAGACAUCCUUUCUUUGAGUAUGAGGUUUAGAGAAGAUGUUAUUUGCCACUAUGUAAGUGAAUAAACGCAUGAUUCUGUUCACGUUUUCUAUAAAAUACAUUUGAAUUUAUAAGGACAUCGAAAAUUUGCGGGAAAAAAUUAAGACUGCUUAGGUGGUCAGUUUUUGCAGGGUGAAGGGCAAUAAAAAGGUGACAUCCUGGUGUGACCGAAGUAUCUUGGGAUUAGGCUGUACGAUAAUCAGUAUGACAACCCUCCUUAGGAAGCUUUUCUAACCGCAAACACAUCCUAGAAUUUCGGUUAAUAUUUCAUGAGAUAGCAUAUCUACUGUCAAUGUUCAAGACAGCUCGAAUUGUCUGCUCGACAUCGGAUCUUGUACAGAGUUAGUCUAUUCCCACAACGGAUAGCAAGUUAAUGAUUCCCGAUAUUCAUCUAAGUAUGUGUGGCUUAAAAUUCGUAUGAUAGGGAGUUUUAGUGCAGCAUCCACCUAAUCGUCUUCCUCCACUUGUUAACAGAUAUCUCCCUAUUAGGCUCAUAUGAGGGUAUCGACCGAUUAUAAGUGAUCAGAGUGACGCUGUUGGGGUAUCCGGGGCGAUAAUCUGACAGAAGGGGCUCAGUGGUGAGCCAAGUAGGAUCUGUGAAACGUCAACAGUUCAAUAAACCUGUUCUAAGCAAAUCUAUGCAUUAUUUCUUCUUCUUCUUCAGAUUUCUCAAAGUUUACAUAUUGGCGUUUCUGUAACCAAAGCUUCAUUUAGUUCUAUUUUGCUGUAUUCAUUUUUUUCUGAUAACUUGCAUACUUGGCAGUAUAAAAAACUAAACGACCCAAUGGAAGUCCUUUUCCAUGAGUUAACUCUUGCGUUUCGACAGAAUUGCAUGCUUUCAUUUAUGCUUUUCAAUAUUUUUAGAAAUUGCGGUAAAAAACUUCGCAUUCAAGGUUCUUGUGAAAAAAAUAUUUAUAACUAUAUUUAAAGAGAAUCACUUUUAUAAACGCUCUUCCUUUUUUAUUUACUGACUUGUAGUAUGCUGAAAAUUUUUCGUACCCUUUUACUACUCCCCCAAAAAGAAUGGUCAUGGUAAACGAGCUGCCUCGUACUGAGUUAAAAGCCAAACAAAACGCUCCGGGUUUUGGUUACGCCCAACCAGAGGACUGAAGUUUAACAUGACUCUAAUGAAUUAUCGUCAGUUUCUAUUAGAAACAGUCAGUGCUAAUCUUCGAAGUUUUGUUUUCUAGUGAAAUGGCACAUUCUCUGACACCCCGCCAUUAGCUUAGGGGAACCAGUCUUUAGGCUGUGCUUUCUUUUAGCCUCAUGGUUAAUUUUACCUAAUGCGCAGCAUCGUCCUCAUUUUCGGUUCGAUGAGAGUGUUUAUCAUGUCAAAUCUGCUAUCACCGUAUUGUGUGGCCUGCCUCCACCUAAUAAAUAUGAAGUCACUGAUGAACAUUAUUUUUAGCAAUUAGUAUGUCUAGGUAACUGGUGUCACCUGGAUUGCACUUUCACGCCUGAAAGUUCCCUAUCCACUUCCUUCAGCAAAACUAGUCCUCAGCCCCUCUUUGUUGUUUAAAGUGGUUGAGUCAUCGUUUGGCUUUCCUAAACAGCAACCAAUGAAACUUGUGGGCGUCAUUGACCGUCCCCCCAAAGUCACUGUCCGCAUCAAUGUGCAGGAAGUAAUGUCAGAUGACCUGUGGUGUCCAUCUAAGGGCGGACGUGUUUAUUUGAAAGCUGAUUUGUCUAGAUCAGCACUGAGCUCUUAUUUACACACUGUGAUUUAAAACUACAAUUUUGAUGAACUACCUAAGCGAUGACUAGCCAGACAGACGCACUUCAAAUGCAGCUUGAACAGUAGGUGAGCUAACUCAUGAAAUGUCAACCAAAAUUCCGAAAUGCAAUGCUAGGAGGCGCUGUCCGAUCGUUCUUACGGAACUCACUCGUUCCGUUGUGCCUUACGGGCUCUCACUCGAGCCGAACGAGCAGCUGCACAGCGGCGCAUGAUAUAGGCGGUAUGUUAUUACGGACAAAGACAAGGGAGACUGGAAUGGCCAUUUCUGGCUUAUUAGCCGUCGUCAGCCAGUCAUACCCAACCCCGAAGUGCGUUUUCAUUCCCAAAGGAUUAAUUAAGUAGAGUUGUAAAACUACUCAUCAUGUAGCCUACUUCUAUAAUAAUUCAGUUACCUCGGAAUUCCGGCUUUCGAACAAACUUCGAUUCGACUAAAUGCAAAAACUGUACUCUGUAAAAAACGACUACCUAAGAAUCGUGCAUUUUUCUCACUCAUUUUCGAUGCCCUUAAAAAUUUAAUUAUAUUUCAUGGAAUACAUGCAUAAAAACGGUUUAUUUUUUGCACAUUUGGUAGAAAAUUACCUAUUCUUCACAUGUUAUACUUUAAAGAAGGACAUAAUUAGGUUUUAUCAAGUUUCUUAUUAUUGAAUUUUUAAUAUCGUGAAAUGCCCGUUCAUAAAACAUCGCGUCUCUGCACUUACUCAUGUUCCUUCUAAAGUAGACAGUGUGGCUAAAAUCCACUGCUACAUUUUAUGAACCCCAUAUGGUCUCCUCUUAAUGCCGUCAACAAAUGUAUGGUUUUCUGUACGCGGAAAUAUAUGGCUUGUAGUUUGGGGACCCUGCAUGCAAGUGUAACGCCAGGUCGGAUCCAAAAUUAUUCAGGAAUUGGAAAAGUUUUUGAAAACCGAAUUAUACCCUUCCUUCGAAUAUGAACUUGGAAGAAGACGUAACUUUCUACCGAAUAAGCAAAAUAAAAAAUAUUUUUAUGCAUGUUUCCCAUGAAAUAUAAUUGAAAUUUUAUGGGCAUCGAAAGUCAAUGAGAUAAAUGUUUGCUCAACAAGUAGUCAUUUUUUACGGAGUAUGGUUUUUGCAUGCAGCCGAAAAGAGGUUCGUUUGAAAUCCGGCGUUCAGGGGUAGCUGAAUUAUUACAGAACUAUGCUGCAUGAUGAUUGGUUUUACAACCCUACUGACUUAGUCUUUUCGAAAUGAAGACGCAUUUCGGAAUUUCGGUUGACAUUUCAUGAGUUAGCUCUCCUGCUGUAUUUUCCCUGGCUGUCCAUAAUUUACGGAGUAAAAUAUCGUUUGUAAAAGCGUUGGGCACAGUUUUAUCGUUUCUUCGAGGAUUUGUGUCUCCUUCCACCAUAUGUCUCGAUUUUUGAAAGUCUUUGAAAUUCCGGCUUAUGAGUGCGCCUAAUCAAAUACUUGAAGGGCUUUUCAUCCUGUUCGGAAAAUUAUGGUCAUUCCAGGUAUGUUGUGGUAUCUCAGUCUCUAUCAAACUGAUUUUGGAGACUAUUCAAACAACUUCUUUGAAAAUUUUCUGAACCGUAGCUUAUAUAUGUUGUGAAAAAACAACGUAUCGAUAAAUUCGUUAUCAGAUAGAAAUAUUCUGCCUUUUUCAAUGCCAAGUCUGGAGAUCAGGCGCACCAGCUGUCUUUUGGUCGGAAUAAACUCAGGCGUCGGCGUACCGCCUUCUAUUUCUAAAUAUUGUUGUCGUCGUCAACUGUCCAUAGAUAUCGUAAUAUCUCUCCGAGACAGCGGGCCCAGGGCGGUUUCGGACGAACAUGCAGGCAUGUUAACUCUGGACAUUAGAAGGAUAAUAGAGUCGGAUAUUUGCGGUUUCGAAGCUCAGGUGAGCUAAAUUGGAGGCUGGGUAGGACUGGUUGACGACGGCCAGUAAGCCAGAAAUGGCCUAUUCCGGUCCCCUUAGCUUUGUCAGUAAUUGCUUUCUGCCUCUGGAGCUGUUAUUGAUCGAAAUUUAAGGCGCAACGGGAUCAGCAAAGUUCCAUAACGCGAUCGGUGAACACCGUUGCUAUGUUGUGUUAGACUUGUCUGGGCCCUAUUCAGUCAGUCGUUUAUGCUUCAAAAAUGCAUGUGUUCUGAAGCAUGGGCAUGUGCUGACACACCGCCUAUAUGCUACCCCAGUAAGACAUAACCGAAGAGUCAACAGCACAGUCAAAGAAAAGCCGAGGAAGAUCUUAACAGACUUAAAAUAGGCGCUGUUUAGGUCUGUGGGUUUAUUAAAAACUACCCCUGUUGCGGCCGACACUUUACUGGCCAUCAAUGAUAGAGGAAGCAUGUACGAAGUGCCUCUUCUUUUGUGAAAAAUAAGCGUAUAAAGUAAAAAUUCUCCACCAGAAAGCGAACAUUUCAUCGCUGUAGAAUGUCUUAAGUCUGUUUCUCCAUGCGAUGAAGUCAGGUGUAAAAAUAUGUUUUGCAAUUCCCCCCAAUCUUUAGUUUGCCUUAGUACUCUUACAUUAUGGUGCUUAAACUAGUUCUGACAGGAGAGAGUGAAGGUCUGCUGACGCCUAGUGAAGACGAUACGCCUAAAUACUACUUAUCCCUGCGUGACACCAUAUCCUGUGAAACGGGACGACCUGUUCUUGAAGACCAUUUCAACAGCAUGGGCGGAGCCUAUCCGGCGCUUUUCCAUAGUUAUGCUUCUCAGUACUGCAAUACCAUCGGGUUUCUCCUUCUGCUUAAAAGCGCGAUUGUGGAUUCCGGUGGGGGCUGCCAUCUACAUUCUCAGUUAGCUCCGGUUGUCCAGUGAGCUUUGGCAAAUUGCAAAGGCACUGUGCCGACAAUUAGUACAAAGCUAUAGAUCCACAUUCCGGACUCAAAAGUAAUCUCACCGAAGGCUGUAACUGUGUUACCAUUUUCAGUUGUCUGACUGAUCCGAUUUUGUAGCCUUUCUUUAACGAGGUCACGCUUGUAAAGCCAUUUUCGGUGGUCAAAAUUCAAAUCAACAUUUCGUAAUUUAACCUAUUGUAUUGCGUCUGAAUAAUCAACGCUUUCUUUUUAGUCGUCUGCAAACAAUUGGAUCAUUGCUAUAACUAAGUAGUAAAGUUUGCCUUUUAUUAUAGCAAGUACUUUCACUACUCCCUGACUAAAAUGCCCAUCGAAUAAGGAUGAGAAACUACGCAGCUUCUUGUGUCACUUAUUGCGUACGAGCGGCAAAAAGGAGAAAAUGAUCGAUCGUGGGUGUCCUAUAUUUGCAUUUUUACCUAUCCCUUUUUAAUAGGCCGGAUUUCGCUAGUUUCCGGACAAAAACUUUGCGGCUACUGACACGACUGAUAAAACUGCGGGACAGCUGACUCCUCGUUAAAGUUGUCUUAUCAGCCAAAGAAAUUCAGUCUCAAGACCAUUUGUAGUUGACAAAAUUGACUGUGAUAAAAAUACGUGCCUGCCUCUUCCACUUGUGCGCUACGCACUAUCACGGUAGCCGCUGAUCUUCACGAACACAGCAAUGUAUUCAAGACUGAAAUUUUCUCAAUGGUUUGUGAUCAUGUAUGAGGAUUUCUGAGUGAAGUAUUAUUGUCUGAGCAUUGUCUUUUUUAGAGGCCACGGAAAUCCAGAAGACAGUUGCUUUUUGUGAUUUCGUUUUGGGAAAACAGGCAUCUACAUCACUAGACACGUCAAUUAAUCAUGUCAGAGGAAUGACGUACACCUGGUUCUCCGGUCCGAAGGGGACGUUUUUGUCCAAUAUUGACGCAACUAGAGAAAAGAACACGCAUUAGUCAGGAAGUAUUACAGACAAAAACAGAGGAAGAACAUUCAGUGCUUAAAUCCUCCUGUUUUCGGUCGUUGGGUAUUAGGCCGAAGCCCACACCACCGAGACACAAACUUGCGUUUCAAUCACGCAUAAUCAACGUCUUAUAAGCCUUGCGUUCGCCUAUUGAUCUCUAUUGCGGGGUGGUCCUGACGCUGACAACUAAGCCGGAAGUGACCGUCACAGCUCCCGCCGUCCCUGUCGACGAUAUUUUACAAUUUGUUUAUUUGUCAGUUGUUGAGAUUAUAAGACCUCGGAGAAUUUAAGUUAUUGAAGCAGCUCUUGAUAUGGGCAUGUUGUAUUCUAUCAGAGGGAAGGCUCCCAAAAACGCAUAUAUAGGUUAAUGUAUGACUACGCAUUUUCGUCCGCUUUUUCGAACGGACUGGACGCAGAAGGAGACCAUAUAAUGCAAAAUGACUAGCACCUCGCCAAGUAAUAUUUGCGAUGCCUAGUACUACCUUCAAUAUGCUUGAAGGCAGAAGAUUAGGCUUUAGUUGCUAACCUUACUUUUGUAAUUUUACUUGAUUUUGCCGAAUAUGCAUGGGAAACUACUUUUACGUUUUUCUUUCUUGACCUCUUAAUGUGCCAGAACAUUGGAGACCAUUACUUUGACGUCGCCUGCCUGUUCUUCUGAUUUUUAGCUUCCCACGGACGCCUGUCGAACUUUGAUUGCUCUCUAUGAUGAACGGUGUACGGGCCAGUUGAGUGAGACCGACUUCCGCAAGGUAUGGAUGCUCCUCCGCUGUUGGUCCCGCAUGUUCUCCGCCUUUGACCCUCAACGGUCUGGUUACGUCACAUGUCUGGACUUCAGGAUACUCCUUGAGCAAGCCGGUAGGCAUUCUUUUCCUGCCCUUUUUGGUACCUUGUGCGGCCACAUCAUGUAGAUAAUUAUAUCGAAAAAGGAAUACUGACAAAUGCAAGACAGAUUUGAUUGGUCAGUUUUGGCUUAUUGACCGUCCUCAGCCAGCCGUUCCAUGGUGUCAGUUAGGCGGCGUAGGUUUAAGCCCAACCAGUUGGCAACCAGGCGUUCCCCCUGUGAUACGGAUCAACCUCCUGCUUAUUUCUAUCUGAAAUAUUCAGAUCCGCGUGGGAGGGGUUCUUCGAUGACCUCCUUGCAAGGCAAAACAUGAUUAAUUCUCAAUCGAAGCAAAGUUUUAACUCCCGCAUGAGGUCGUAUUUCGACCACCAUUCUAUAAUUCGGAAGAACUACCGACAAGGACAAAACGAACCCGAAUGGUCGUCUUUAGUUCCUUUACCGUUAUCAGCCAGCUUUCCCCCAAACCCAGAAUGCCUUCAGCCAUCUCAUUCUCACUAACGACUUAAGGGUUUGGUCAAGGGUGAAAGUAUGAACGUUCACCUAGCCCAAUUAAAAUAAUUAGAGCAUUUCAUGUUUUUUGAUUUCCAAGCAGUUCGGUUUUUGGUUCGAGUUGUUGCCUAUUAUCGUUGUAUCCAAACAAGCUACGAUUGCGCGUCAGAUUCUGCUUGUUCAUUUCCUGAUGAGUUCCGCCUUUCGAUCGACAUUGAUGACUUCUUUUAAACAAAGAGUUUGAAACGCACCUUGUAUAAGUUCAUCAUUAGUACUUGAAAAAAAACAGACGUUCGUAUACAUUUUACCAUGGUCAAGUUACUCACAUACGGAAAGGCACCCGAAUAUGGAUUUAUCGCUCACAUAUAUCCUUCCAUAAACGGUAAUAUAAGUUCAGUCCAUGGUGGUUUAAGGGAUAAAUUUCCAUUAUUCGACCUCCGUGAAUGAAUUUUUACGACCGUACUACCCCAGUCUGUCCCGGUCGUAAUCAGAACUUGCCGAUGGAAUAGUUAAUAUAAGAAGUAUGAGAAGUAGGACGGGCAGAAAUCGUUUACUGCUACCUACUAGGCAACUUUAUUGUUUGUCAAAAUGUGAUCUAUUAAGUGUAUUCACGAUCAAACUUACAGACAUCAUCAACUGUCUGGAUUUAAGCUGUUCAAAAUGAGACUUACUGACAUCGAUGGCAAAUUUCGUACAGUGACCUUGAGGUCAGGAUAGCACACGUUAACUUUUUGAACAGGCCUUCAGAAGCAAGAUCUUGGGUACAAAAGCAAAAACGACUCAAUCUGCAGUCAAUUAAGAUAUAUACAUAUAAACUUUAGGUGGGCUAACUCAUGAAAUGUCAACCAAAAUUCCGAAAUGCGUUUUCGUUUCGAAAAGAUUAAUUAAGUAGUGUUGUAAAACUAUUCAGCCUGCAGCAUAAUUCUAUAAUAUUUCAGUUACGUAAGGAUGCCGUCUUUCGAAUGAACUUCCUUUCGGUUGCAUGCAAAGACGAUAUUCUGCAAAAAUGGCAACUAAAGAAGCAUGAAUUUUUCUCAUUGAUUUUCGAUGCCCCUAAAAGUCCAAUUAUAUUUCAUAGAAAACAUGGAUAAAAAUAUUCAUUCGUUUGCUCAUUUGGUAGAAAAUUACGUCUUCCUCUAAUUUCAUAGUCGAAGGAGGGACAUAAUUUGGUUUUAAAAAGUUUUCCAGUUCCCGAAUAAUUUUAAACCUGCUCUACCGUCACACUUGUAUUCAGGGUUUCCGAACUACAAGCCGUAUAAUUUCCGCGAACGGAAAAUCACACAUUUCUCUACGGUAUUAAGAGGAGAUCAUAUGGGGUUCAUAAAAUUAAGCAGUGGAUUUGAUUCAUAUUGUUUACUUUACAAGCAGAGAUAUGACGAUUUAUGAACGGUCAUUUCCCGGUAUUUAAAAGUCUCACAAUUAAAAACGUUUUUUUAAAAUCGAAUUUUGUCCCUCCUUCGAGUAUGAAAUUAGAGGAAAACGUAAUUUUUUACCGAAUAAGCAAAAGAAUGAAUAUUUUUAUCCAUGUUUUCCAUGAAAUAUAAUUGGACUUUUAGGGGCAUCGAAAAUUAAUGAGAAAAAUUCAUGCUACUUUAGUUGCCAUUUUUGCAUAAUAUCGUUUUUGCAUGCAACCGAAAGGAAGUUCAUUCGAAAGACGGCAUCCUUACGUAACUGAAAUAUUAUAGAAUUAGGCUGCAGGCUGAAUAGUUUUACAACACUACUUAAUUAAUCUUUUCGAAACGAAAACGCAUUUCGGAAUUUCGGUUGAUAUUUCAUGAGUUCGCUCACCUACUGUAUAUAAACCCCUUCCGUAGUAGUCAAUUAGGUUCGUCCCAAUAAUGCUUUUUAAAAUUUUCGAUUCUCCUUUAAAGUGCGACCGAUUGCUUUCGAGUAUUUUGGCUCUCUUAGCAAAAUGCGCGAAGAAUAGCUGCUCAUUUUUUCGGUGUAUUGUUCAUACUUCCCUUACUCGACUGCACCGACCCCGUACCACUUUUACUCAGGCACCGAGCUACGUGAUGUUAAUUAUUGACUACUUCCAAAUGGAUAGAGGGAUUUGCAUGAUACAGGAUAUGGACUCGACCUGGUGGGGAUGUCCAAAAUAUUUUUAGUGCUUUCCUCUUGGUCCUACGGUUCACAUUUUUGUCUUACACUGAUUAUCUGCCUGCUGUAUUGUUAAAAUGCUGGGGCAAAAGGAAGUAAAAAUUUGUCAAUAUUGUGUGUAUGGCUGAAGUGAGACGAAGGAUCAAUUACACUUUCCGUCUGGUCAUUUUCUGUUAGGCCCUUCCACUGGCGAUAGGCCGAGGCAGGGUCUUCUGUGGCAGGGAGGACUGAGCACUGUGUGGGUAGACAACCAAGUAAUAGGCUGUCGCGUAACACAUAGCGGUAAGGCAGUUAGGCGUGGCUGCUUACUGAGCCAGAAAGUCCGCAGCCAGUAAGUUAAACCGUUCUGCCCGUACGUCAAGUUUUUUCUUGCCCCCCACCCCCCUGCCCUACGCUCACUUCUAUCGCUUUGAACACUGGGGUUUCUAAGAAGGACUGGACGCUAGGCUCGAGACCUCGCUAUUACUAAAUACCUUUAUUACUGCCUGUCAGUCCUUAACGUAUGCUGCACGCCUCACGCGACCGCGCUCACCUUCCGGUGAUAGACCGGCAUCUGGAAUGCCAUCCCUCGGAAAUGUUUUCCGCUUAAGUUUGCGCACUCUCAAAUGCACAGACACAUAAUUACGCAGGAUGUACCGCCUUUUCAGUCGAGCUACCGGCACUGCAUCUCUGUGGAAAACCCAACUACCCGUGAUAAAAAUGCAAAAGACAGCUAUUAAUUACCAUCUUCAGUACUGCGGUGUCUAGUAAAAUAGAGCCACAUCUGCGCUGCAGCAUAACUACUUAAGUAGGCAAAUACCGCAUGAGGGAUAUUGAGGUUACAGUAAGUCUGCUAACUCGUGAAAUUUUAACCGAAAUUCCGGAUUGCUUUUUCGUUUCGAAAAGAUUAAGUAAGUAGGGUUGUAAAACUAAUCAUCGCGCAGAAUAAUUCUAUAAUAAUUCAGCUACCCCGGAACUCCGGAUUUCAAGCGAACUUCUUUUUGGCUGCAUGCGAAAAAUACACUCUGCAAAAAUGACUACUUAAGUGGCAUGCAUUUCUCUCAUUGCUUUUCGAUGCCCUGAAAAUUUCAAUUAUAUUUCGUGGAAAACAUGCAUAAAAAUGCUCAUUGUUUUGCUUAUUCUGGUGGGGAAUUAUGACUUUCUCCAAAUUCGUACUUGACGAAGGGUAUAAUUCGGUUUUCAUAAAUUUUCCAAUUCCCGACUAAUUUUAAUUCGACCUGGCGCAACACUUGCAUUCAGGGUUUCCAAAUUACAAGCCAUAAAUUUUCCGCGUACGGACAACCGUACAUUUCUAGACGAGUUAAGAGGAGGUCAUAUGGGGUUUAUAAAAUUCAGCAGUGAAUUUGAGUUCUGUUAGACUCGUACACUGGUGAUAGGCAGAGGAAUGUUCUUCCGUGGCAGGGAGGACUGAGCACUGUAUGCGUAGGUGACCAAUUAGUAGGCUGUCGCGUAACACAUAGCGGCAAGGCGGUUAGGCGUGGCUGCUUACUGAGCCAGAAUGUCCGCGGCCAGUAAGUUAAACCGUUCUGCCCGUACGACAAGUUUUCCGCCGCUCCUCUCCCUCCCCUACCAUAUUCUAAACUUUACAAGCCACAUAAGUAAAUGCAGAGACGUGAGGUUUUACGAACGGCCAUUUCACGGUAUUAAAAAUUAUGAACUUUUUUGAAACCGAAUUAUACCCUUCCUUCGGACACAAAAUUCGGCAAAGACGCAACUCUGUACCAAAGUAACAAAUGAAUAAGUAUUUUUAUGCAUGUUUUUCAUGAAAUAUAAUUGAAAUUUUUAGGGCAUCGAAAAGCAAUUAGAGAAAUGCAUGCUACUUAAGUAGUCAUUUUUUGCAGAGUGUAUUUUUUUCAUGCAGCCAGAAAGAAGUUCGUUCGAAAGCCGGCAUCCUGUGCUAACUAAAUUAUUAUACAUUUAUGCUGCCCGAUCAUUAGUUUUACAACUCUACUAAAUUAAUCCUUUCGAACCAAAAACGCAAUCCGGAAUUUCGGUUAACAUUUCUUGAGUUAGCACACGUACUGUAUAUAUUUUCAAGUUGUCUGCCUAUCGCAAAAUCGGAAAUUUCCUUUCUCCUCAAGACUAUUUUAUUGAAAGGCACCUCGAUGCUCCGCACGAAGAAAGGUUUCAACUGCUCGAUUAUUUUAUACUAGCAAAGACUGUCCAGAAGGAAAUUAAGUGUUUGUCAAGCCUGUCCUUCACGUGUUGCUGGCCAGCAAUAAAUAAGCGCGCCCAAGAUAAUACCGCUACCCAAGCCGAUGUAGCAUAUCUGAAGAUCGGUACUACCGUAUCGUGUAAAAUGUCCCCCGAUACUUCGGUUUCGUCACGAAAUUCAGCUUGUCCGCGAAGUCAUCCUUCCAAACUCCCAUCCCGAACAGCACCUCCAUAGUGUGUAACUAGUUUAACAAGAGGAGCUGAUGCGGUUAAGCCAGUCCUGGAGAUAGGACAGUUUCCUAGAAGCAGUGACAUUACACUGUGGGAAAACGUUUGCCAGAGAUCUGGUCUUAAUUACUGGAGCUUGGACCGCACUACUUCAUUACCAUCUAGACGCUGCACCUGGCUGAACCAUCUCUGAGCCGUUACUGGCGUUAAGCUCUAGGACGCCAAACUAACAUGAGUCCAGAUAUUAAUCUACGAGUAGUGCUCUUUUUGCAGCAGGUUUUGAUAGAAUUCUCGAUGGAUUAACCGUCACACUCUUCAACCUCAAAAACCUCAACAAAUUUUGCUGAUCGCGCCAACUUUAAUGCAAAAUAUUCCUCCUGUAAGGAAACAUGUAGAAUACUAAAAAUAACAAGCAUUUGUUAGUAUUUUGAAUACUACAAAAAUGCUCUCGUCGCACCGUUAGAUGGUAAUGGAUUACUGAUGUCUCAGUUUAUGAAUUGGACGGUACUUUUGUGUCUGGAAGUUUGUACUGACAGUUAAUUUCCCGGGGGGUUGGGACCUGUGACAUCUGUCGCCAUGUUAUGAACUUUCGAAUUCUCCAUUAUUAUGUGCCCUAAUCUGCGAGUCACAUAUUGCGGCUCAACUGUACUUGUCAUAAGUGAAUAUGCUCUCAUUUUCGGAUUUUCUAUGUUACAUAAAUGUGAAAUAUUUCAGUACUAUGGCAGUUUUUGACGAAUGAGACCCCACAGCUGCCUGGAUCAGUGUGAAAGGCCUGAAAUCGGAAAGGAUUCAAACUGCAGUGGGACUGCAGAACAGUCUGGACAAUACAUUCAGUGCUUCUACCGUUUCUUCCCCUGGGGGUGUAAUUUCGUUUCUACGUAGCACAGGUCUCUAGGAACGCAUUCAUGCUGGGAUGUGAUCAAAUAAACUCCUAUCGUUUUUACAUCAGCAUAUCACCCAAGACCGACCGGUGCAAAUAUCAGAAACUGUUGCUUAAUCAUUUUCUUCAUCAAUGCAGCGUUCAUCAAGACAACAUGAGAUCUUUACUCACAAUUUUUGUAUGUCUGCGACUGAAUCGGAAAUCCCGACUUCAGCAUCCAAACAGUAUUUUGGACUCUCUCCCCACGGAGUAAGGUUAGAGGUCCACUUUGGUGGAACGAAGUCAAGGAGGAAAUACAGGAUGUGAGCCAAAUCAAAAUCUGUAACAGCAGAAGGUGAAAAACGCAUGUUCAAAUGGCAUGUUCUAUCUAGGUAGCUUUGGUAAAACAUAUUGUAUAGUUUUAAGCCAGUCGGCAAGUUUGCGUGCUUAUCGCAACCUGAAAUGUCUAGGUCAGUGACAUCUGUCAGUCGACCAUGCCUGGUGGUUCUUUAGCAGAAUUUCGAAGCUACACGGAAACCCGUAUUAGGUUACGUAAUCAGCCUACACUGAUGAAUGGACUUCACACGUCACUUUGGAACUCUUUGGAUGACAAGAGACAAAGUGCGAUUCCGUGGCUGUCAAGUGUUAGAGCCUUUACCCUGGUGGGUGACAGAAAUCUGAUCCAAACCCACGACUUACCGAACCUAGACUGGGUUGUGGUUGUCUGAUCACGAAAAUAAGGUUGUCUUUGUCCUCUUUUUCCAAAUAACCACUAUUAUUUAUUGGAAGAGUGCCUUAAAUCAAUUAUUUUCGCCAGGGUGGGGCGGUAAAUUGCGAUGACCGAGUCAUUUUAAAUCACCCAGUCUGACUUCCGGUCGACUCAUCGCGUAAACCCGACGACAUUUUCCAGCACGAGGCUUCAUUUGUCUUCUCUCCACUUCAACAUAAAUGUGAUCGUAUGUUGCUGUAUUUCUACUGGUCCUGAGUAUUUUGACUUCGUCAUUGAUUUGAUUGCUUUAGCGCUGGAAUUAUAUACAGUCGUCCUUCUCACUUUCUGACUCUUUCAGUGCUUGGUGUUUGUAGGGGAUGAUCACUGGCAACGAUCAUUUUGAUUCAAAUAUGACCUAAUAAGGCAUGACUGAAGGGGACAUUUCCAGCUCUAGGUGUGUGUAUUAGUGAAAAAGAGGGGUCGAGCACCGGGAAAUUUUGUUUAUUGUCCUGAGCUUCCGAACCCGUGCAGGAGUCCAUCGUCAGAGAUAGAAACAGCAACAGAACAAACGACAGUUAUAGGGCAUGUAAACCAAUCAUCGACCGACGGCGCAAGACUGGAGAUGACUGCACAGGGCUCUGUAACCCGGCGCCAGAUCGAUAAAUCGAUUGACUGAGUUCUCAUCCCAGGCCCAGGCUUCAAUCAGUUCUCGGCCUGUUUUAUUUCCUGUGUGGGCGACUAUUUUGGUGACUGCACGAUUUCGAAGGCUCAGACAAUAAACGAAAUGGUCCGGUGCUCGACCCCUCCUCUUUUUUACUUGCAAAUAGGGCAUGUUACGGUAACCGGUCGGACACGGGAAUUUGGACCUCCUCCGGUGACCCUGUGCUAAAUCCCAAGGGGUUCCUAUUCCCUUGUCCCAACUUUAAUCCUAACCCCGACACUUACCCUCAGACCCCUAGCCCUAAUUUCCAAACCCAAUCUAACUCUAAUGCUCAUAAACGUAACCUGCCUAACCCUAACUGCUGCAACCUCCCCUAGGGAAUUUAGGGCAAGGCCACCUGUAAUAGGAGGGUACAUACGUCUGUGCCAAACCUGGUAUCCACUUAGGUAUGCCGUUGUAAUACAGUGACCUACAGAUAGUAUGUUUUGUGGUGGCACAAGCUAUCGAAUUUUUUUACGAAAAACAUCCAUCAUUCAUCGCUCUCAAGUUAUACUCCACAAAAUGCUGGAAGACAAAACGGCGAGGUUCGGUUCUGCAGCCCCACUUCAUUGAUACCAUAUGUUCAGCUUCCUAAAACAACUGUAGUAGAUGCGAGUACGCUGGAUUUACAAACAUCCCAUGUGUGCACCCUCCUUACCAUUUUAACCCAGCAAGUGACUGUGCCACGGGGGAUGAGUGCUUAUACGCCAUCCUCGUUUACAUCAGGUAUCAGUUCACACUCGCUCCUCUGCGCGUGCUUUAAGUCCCGCUUGCGCCCUCUUCAUUAUACUAAUCCAGCGCGUGGCUAAGUGGGCUUGCUAAGGGAAUUAUUCGAACGGAUUGGAACUCCAUCGGUUCCACUACAGUGGCCACGCGGUUCUCUCCGUGGUCUUCCAGCUAUGAUUGCACCCUCCUUAUCCUACUGACCCAGCGAGUGGCUGUAUCGAUGGGAGAGCGUGAGCACGCCGCCUUUACGUGCUUCCCUGCGCGUGCAUCGAGCUCUGCUUGUGCUGUCUUUCCCUUCCUAAUCUAGCAAGUGGCUAAAUUAGGUAUGCUAACUAAACUUGUUUAGGGAAUCUAACCAUACGAUAUGAAUAAAGUGGAGCUGCAGAACCAAAUCUCGCCGAUAAAACCUACCACAAAACUAUCGACUACGGUGGUGACAGAUCCAAUCAUGGUUUGGGUACGUCAUUCCCAUUACGAAGCACAAAUCGUGUCGGACUGUAAAGCUGAUCGUUGAUACGCCUACGCCUGGCAGAGGAGAUGACGAAGACCACACUGGGGCUGGACGGAGUGACUUCAAGGCGGUUCGGUUUGAGGUGAGGGGAUGCUCUUCGAAUAGUAAAGUGUCGUUUAAUAGCAGACUACAAAGAGGAGACGCCGACAACAGGUUAAAUCAUGUGAAAUCAGAAUGUCUUAUUUUAAUGAAGCAGGAAACUGAUCAGGAAGACAUUAAAGCCUAAUGGCCAGAAUAAAACCAUCUUCAAAUUGCUAAAUUAAAAGCUAGGGAAUAUUGUAGGCACAUACCCGUCAAAUUGAGCAAACAUAUUUACGAAACUUGUUAAAAAGAACUUCAACACGAAGGGGUAAUGGAUUACUAAGAUGAACAAACUGAGCUUCCGCUGUCAAAGAAUUCUCAAACUGAAUGACCAUCCACCUAGACGAGCCGUACUCAGAUGUUUAAUUUAGGUAAAGAUAGCGCAAAACAAUAUUGAUUCAGUGAGGUGCUCGAGAAGUGUGCACGCCUACGCAGGGCAACGUUUGUCAGGGCUUCUAGGAACAAAGUGGACCAGAAAAAUUAUAGGGGCGUGAAAGUGAAAUUUUGAGGCAGUUUUUUGCACUCGCGCAACACGGGAUACAACAAUAGGUACAGGGAUGGCAAUAUGCGCAAAAGUUAACUUCAAACACAAGUAGCACGCGAGUAUGGAACAGUUCAUUUUGUUAUUUGGCUAUCUUAUGACCUCGUAUCUUGUACGUUUCUGUGCGCAGUACUUCGGUAACGUAACUUCCUUUGCACGCCGAUAUUAUUUUAUGACACCCAACCAGUUAAGGCUCUUGGCGUCUACUUUCGUCUGAAGUUUCGAGAACUUGGUAUUCGCUGCUGGCCAUUCCUCGACAAUCUCUCCUUUGACAGCAAUCGGGUGUCUAUCCAAUCUACGCAAACGCUCCUUAAGCACAUUAUUUGAUAAGAUUCUGUGUCGGAGCCUUUUCCUUAAUAAGAAUGAGUACGCAAACUCCUCUAACUGACAGAAUGAUAUUAGUGAGUUUAUUUGCGGAGUAGACUGAGCAUUUUAGUUCGUCAAUGCAUUGUUGCUUGGUUGAGUGCGUCAUGUAUUAUUUCCUUGUUAUGCGUACGGCUACCAAGAAUUAUGAUCCUGUUUUUUGUCGGUUUAACGCCGAUCGCUCUACUCUACUAAAAUGCGCAAUGGCUGACUGAUCAUGUUUUUGAUGUCUGUUCCAUGUUUGCAAUUUUCAUUUUAGGAUUCUAUCUCCCGUAUACAAGCCUGGCGAGGUUGAUCAAUCGGUUCGUUGACGCGGACUGGCGCAUAAGCUAUGGUGCCUUCGUUCAAAUAAUGGCUCUGCUGAACAAAAAAAUAGGUUUGUUCGCUAUAAUCUGCGUUAAAUUCUCUUGUUUCAACUUCCACACAGUUUUGUUUUUUUCAUGCACGCCCUGUCUAAAGAUGGACGACAGAAGCGAUCAGAUGACCUCGUAUUGUCAUUCAAAUGAGACUGAGGCUUCAUUAGUCCGAUGAAAACAUUAGGACGAAGGAGUUAAAUGACGUAGAAAAUCUCCGAAAAACGUCAUCUAAAAUGGCUGUAAUCGUGAUUGCGAAACGUUAGCAACUGACUGCGUUAGAAGCUACUUGACUGUCGUGAUGUGCGCGUUUUUUGCAAUUAAAAACAUUUAUUUAGUAUUUUGAUUUGAAAUCUGCCGAUGGCGGCUAGUCGGUCUUUUAGACGAUCCCUGACUGGGGAGCGUUCAUCCUGUUGCACCUUCGUUUCACUUGCAAUCACUUUUCCCCCUGGAUCUUCAUUUCUACCUGAAAAAAUUUAGAUUAAUGUACCUUCUGCUGACAGAACAACGAUACGUCGUCGUUCGUUAUUUGACGAGGAGAGUGAGAGUCAUCCUUUUUAAAAUUCCGCCCCUCAGGUUUAAUUGCCCUACUAACAGCUGCUUCCGUGUCUGCCAAAUCGGCAUUUUAUUCCUAUUAUUUCUUUUGAUUUGGGUAAGCUUCUUGGGCGUGACUCGUCCUGUAGAAAUCUCGUUUAGUUGGCUAUACUGAUGUUUCCUAAAGAGGCUGAUGUGCUGAUUAAUGAUUAAAGGAAUCUCCGCUACCACAAUUUGUGUAGUUGGGCAUAUUAUGGGGCGUGCUUUCCUCUGAGUGGCCAGACAGCUAGGCAAACGCUGACAGUUAAAAACCACUUUGUUUUACGCCAAGCGCAUUGCCAACAUCAGCUUGCUUCAUAUUUCCGCUAAUAAAUUCCCAGAGAAGGUGGUUAAUUUGAAUCAUAAUAUGCUGCCUCCUUAUUUCGAAGUAUAUUUUUGCGCCCUCCCAUUCUUUCCUAAUUGAAGUGUGAACACACUUGUUCUUACACAAAAUAUUCUUGACUGGGUCUUCGAUGCUCACUCACGAAAUAGGACGCAGACUGGUCAAAUUGUGAACUGCUAAUCACUGUUGGCCUCCUAUAGGGCGUAAAUAGUCAACACUGCAGAACUCCGAAGUGGACCUUUCAGCUGCCUAAUUUCCGCACCUGUCAAUCACGAUGUAGUGCCAAGAGAGUUGGCGAAGUGCGGCAGUUUUCUGACUGCAGAGAUGUAGAGAAGUAACGCGCACUCAGCAACUCGCCUCCUUUCUGCCUGUUUGCAUUACUUUAAUUUGUGGCAAUUGGCCUCAAAGAUGGAAAAUUAACAGCCAAAGAACUGUUAUCAGCGGUAACACAUCAAGAAAACCGCACAAAACCGCGACACAACGAGCACGCAAGAUGGGUAAAGUUGCAGAAGUACCACUAUAUCUGCUGUCUUACAAACAUGCUUCGAAUAAAUGUAUGUAUCUCUGGCUAAUUGUCCUAUCCGGAGUUGCCUAUCCGUAGUGUAUUUCAUUAAUUCUUUUCUACCUUUUUUUCCAUUUAUUCCAUCCCAGAACAGUAAGAGAAACGCAUUCGUUUGGUUCUGCCCAACACACCAAACACUGUUUCGUGAUUAUGCCCUUUCAUACAUGCUUUAGUAUUUGCUUGAAGUAGGAAUGUCGAGCAAAGCAGAUGAGCAUAGUUCCUUUCCAACUCAUAAAAGCGUCAGGGCGUUCAGUUUUGUCGGAAAACCCCACAGUGGAAACCUGGGGAGAGCAAGCGCUAUUGGUCAAAUACUCUUGUGGUCGACACUUAAUGAAUCUCUACUUACUGCCAAUUUUGGGAACCGAAGUGCCGGGAAACGUGACAUGGAAUGUUUAUGUGUCUCGGAUUUGACUAACAGGACUAUGCCAAUUUCGCCCGCUCUGUCUCUUUCUUCCUUUAAUACCGACGACAAUUUUUUGUCAUCGUCUGCUAAUUUAGAUGACAGGCUUCUGAACGGCUUCGCUAAUUGAUAAACCUCUCGCUCGAAUUGGUUGUCUGAUGGUUCGUUUCUGGCUGACUUUUUAGUUGACGCUACGACAGCCUCCACUGUCCGCCUCUACCCUCAGCUAGGUCUCUUUGCAAGUCUGAGGGCCUAGUAGGCCGUUGCGAUGUCACUGUAUCAGGCAAAUCGUUCGGAGUUUACUGAAAAAGACCAAAGACGUCUCUUUUGGCUACCGCAGUAGCUGACUGCAUGGAAGCGGUCUCCUUUACUAUGAAGAGGUUUAAAGAGGGAGGACGAUAAAUUUUACUUUGCACUCAAAAACCCUUAUUCCCCCACUUUGUUUGGCGUUUCUUACAGGAAUCUACUGGUGAGGUCGUUUGUGUGUUCAUUUUUCGCUGAAGUUGUAUGGGUGUUUCUAAAAAACAACACGCACUAUAUGCUGCCUAUGGCAGGAUUCUGUUACAGCUUAAACGCCCGCCAAAGGCACGUCAUCUUUGCUUGUAGCCACGAUAUGCGGCUUUACAUUACGGGGUUGACUCAAACAUAGUAUAUAAUUUCGGAACACGGGCUUUUCUUCAAUGUAAACGUGAAUCAAUAAACACUUUUUUAGACAAAACAUUUUAUUUCAUGUAAAUAGUCAAUGAUGCAAGAUACGCGAGUUAAAAGUUGUAUAGCCCUUCAAAGGAUUUAUUUACUAAUACAAGUACCAGGCGUUUCUUUGCGUGAUACACACAACCUAAAUUGUUUCUGUUUACGGAGAAUUAUUCCCAAUCUGACUAGAAAUAUCCCCAACGGAGAACCUCAUGCCGCAGUGGUUUUAUUAACUUUUGGUCACGUUCCUGGUUAAAAGAUACUGCAUUUUUGCUGAUGUUCUCAUUUUUUAUUUGAAGUAUAUUUUAAAGGUUCGAUGUAGACUUUCAGCGAGUCAAGUAUUUCUGUUCGAAAUAAAUCGUCAAUUUAAACACUUUAUGUAGAUUUCCGCAUGAACUUUAGCCCUGAUCUUGAAGUGGCGACUUCCUUCACCAGUGCUCACUUGUUUCGUAUUUCACCUUAGCGUAGGAACUUCCUCUCAGGUAGAGCAACUUCUCAGCAAGUCAAAAACCUAAAAAACGAUGCAAAAGAGCCGAUAGUGCAUAAAAAGAUUUAUGUGGAUAUGGGUGACGAUACUAACCCCCGGCGUUGACACGGAAGGAGAAGAAAAUCUCUGCGAAGGACUGUUUCGCCAGCUGGCGUUUCGCACUCAUGCCCGAAUUAAUCAUCAAGAACGCACAGGAUGACAGAUAGAGGCUUUGAAUAUCUACCAGGCUAACUUGCUUUAGGCUCAUUUGUCUGUUUUUUACUGGAUCUGCCUACAGCUCGUUCUUGCCUGACGGCUUCAUACUGCACUGGCAGACCGACUCUAUGGUUGGUCAAUUUGGCUUCCCAUUGCGGGGCUUCGAUUAUUUCUUUCUCUCUCGUCGUUCCGCUUUCGGCUUGAUCGAGCACUUAUAUACUGCCACAGGUGGAUUUAUUGUUAUUUACGAGAUGUUGUGUGGUCAGCUGGGGUCACACGUCUCUCCGCUUCACGGCCAUGGCACGUAUAUGCAUACGCGUUCUCAGCCGCUAGUUGGUUAUGGCACUGCAAUUGACCGGACAGUUAACGCGAUAGGUACUUCUUUAUUUGUCUAUAGGCGUUAAAUGACCGUUAGGAUAAGAAUCGCAGACCGGUGUCCAAGGUUCACGUUAAGUAGCAUUGCAUGAAUGAGAUUUGGAGUUGUUGUUUCGUUCAUCCUCAUUCUUAUGUGACAAUGCAUCCCUGGCCCCAUUUAAACAAACGUGUAUACCAACGUCACACGCAGGCGUGUUUAUGGACUUGCGAGAGCACUGUUUUUUUUUUACCAAAUCGACAUAUACUGCAACUCCGAGCGCCGCGGAGUUGCGAUGGCUCUGGUGUCUGUGGCGCCAGCUAGUGCGUUACACGCGUAAACGGUUUGUUUGACUUUGUCGACCAUUGCGCUCGAUGACCGGAUCUCAGUUCGUAGCCGUAUCUGCAGUUGACAAGCCCCAGCCUAGCCCCCGCCCCUAACCCCCAACCACAACCCCUAACCCCAACCCCUUGCCCCAACCUCUAACCCCCAAUCUUAACUCCUAACCCUAGCCCCUAAUCCGAACCCUUUACAGGUACGGCUACGAAGUACGAUCUUGUCCGCUCAAUUCCAUCGAAAUUGACGGAGACACUUCACCAAUCGAUUGACACACGAGAGAGGAAGGAGAUUGUGAAGCCAGCACUGGGUAAUCCAUCCCCGCGGCACAUCAGCGCUUGGAUCUAUCACGACAUGCUACAAGUCUUACAUUGGGGGGUUGCCAACUAAUGCGAUAACUUGGUCCUCGUGGUCAGUACUGCGUGUGUGUGGUGACUGACUGGAGGACUGUGUGCCAGGCUCAGCGACUCCUUCUUAGUAUGGUCUUUACGGCACCCCCGCGCAUGUGAAAUCCGAGCCGCCAAUGUGUGGCUUGUGCACUCUGCGAAAACCAGGUCGUGCGCCGUACGCAUAGGCGGGCUGCUUAGCUUUAUCAGCCCAUCACUCCCAAGCCCGUCUUCGGUCAACCUGCUAUUGUCUCGCCAGUCGGACCAGAUGAGUGAGGUAGGAGAGAGUGCGGUAGUUACCGCUCAAGCCUCCCCCCCCUCCCCACUAUGGAUCGAUUCACGCGCAACUCACAGAUGCUGCGCAUACACUGGACGCCAUCGUUCACAAUGGUCAAACUGUCACAUAUGUGUAUAUUCAUCAUACGUUCGGAAAAUGUUUUCAUCGCGCAGUGAGACCCGGUUUGAUAAACAUUACACGGCGACGAUUGUAUGUGUAGUCGCACCGUUUUUAUUACUGUAACAUGCCUGCCUAUUCGAUUUAGGUAGGCAUGCCAUACUAGGGUUACGUUUCUGGCUGGGCUUGAGGACAAUUAAAUUCGUGGUCGAGUAAGGGUUGGAUUAAAGAUUCGGUUCAAGGCUAAAUUUGCAUUCCGUAUGCCACCUUGGCCAAUCCGGCCUUCUUUAGUCAGUAACUCUAGAGUAUGUUUUCCAACCGUUUAUAUGCACCUAAUUCACGCGUUCCAGGCUGCGCAGUCUGUUAGCAUACCUCGUUGGAGUAGUAACAUAAGCAUACGGCAGAAAUGUGCGUUCUUCCAAUGUAUUCUGCAGAUCCCGUUGAUUACCGCAUCCUUCUAUCCUAUUGGCAAAACCAAUGCUAACACUUCCCUCAUUACGGGGAUUACUGGGCUCUACUUUCUCGGAAUUUUUAAGUAUCAAAUUCUCCCCCAUCCUAUCAUGGUUUUUAUGUAGACUUUUCAUCCUGAGCGUAAUCAUUGGGUAUUAUCGGCGAAACACGAUCGAAGGUUUCCCAAUCAGAAGUCAAAGAUGAUAUUUAAAUAAACAAGCUUUACUGAGACGAGGGAGUGUAUAGGCUGCUCAGAAAGCAGUUGCGGCAAGCCUUUUUACCAGGCAAGUGCGUGUGUCGAGGCUGUUGGGCCUCAGCGCAUGCACGUAUGCGUUAUGCGGCCAAACAGCGGGCGACGCAGCGUCGAUCUGCCCCAAGAUUUAGCCUAACUGGUGCCAAAUCUCGCGUGGCUCAAGCAGCGAAGUGACGAGGAACGUGAGGCGGACAGAAAGGCAACAUCAAUAAGUGGCCAUGCCCCAAGGAGUAAUCGAUGUGGGCGUACGUAAACGGCAGAUCACGUAAGGCUUGGUCGAUGAACAUCUAGAACGUUUGGGCGGCAUUACGAGGGCCAAAGGACAUGCAGAUGAAUUCGAAGAGGCUUAAGGAAUGUCCUGUAAGGCAACAGGUAUCUGUUGGAAUGUGCGCGCCAGUUAGAUUUUCGAGAAAACCGCUUUGUCCAAAAUGACUCCAGUGAAGUCCUGAAGAUUGGGCAUUGUCGAAGAUCCCCAAUCAGAAGUCAGGGAAGACGGUUUGAGUUGGACAACCUUUACUGUUUUGGAAGUGCGUACACAAAGGAUCUGUAAGCAGUCUCCGCGAGCGUGCUCUCCAGGCAAGUUGUUGCCUGCGUCCGCCUUCUAGGUGCUGAGCCCCAUCGCGUGUGCGCCUUUCGUUGUCUCCGCGUCCGCCAGCCAAUCAGAGGGGGGACAGCGUUGAUAGACCUGGAACACUCGCGAGGCUAGUGACAAGCCUCGCGAAUCCCAACAGCGUAUCGACAAGGAGUGUGAGGCGGACAGGAAGGCAGCGUGACAAAGGCGGAGGGCAAGGGGGCGAACUGUCACAGCAUUAAGUACCGAUCGGAAAUGGUGACGUUAUUGAUUGUAUGGCAGUUGCCACCGGGUUAACAGUCGCCUGAUGUUACCCUGCGCACCACAUGCAAAGGCGACGUCCAGGGACCCUCGAAUGGCCGUCGGACGCUGAAAUGCAGCAUGCGUUCAAACUCGGCCUUCGCAGCCUAAAGGCGGGCAGGCGCCAGUCCCCCAGGCCCAGAGAACAGAUGAGGACCGGAGGUGCGACUAUGGAACACAAAGUCGUGUUGGAUCCCGCCACUUCGGAACUGCUGGUCAGUGAUUUUCGGCUGCUGGAGGAGAAGCCCCCGACAGGGGCAAGCGAGAUCUGCAUGCAGAACAGAUAAGUUGCAGGAAGUUAGAAAGGGGGUCGAUUUUCAGAGGGAUAGGCUAGUCUUGAAGUCGAACGUUCGGGCGCACCGGAAGGGCACAAGCAGAUCAAACUCGGCUAGAAAGUCCGAGUCUAAGAUUACAUGGGGGACAUCGGCAGUCACAAAGGUCAAUCCGUAUGAACGACAAAGGCCGAUGUCCCAUCUGAGAGACCGGCUGCCGAACGCAGAAAGGGGGGAAGUUAUAACCCUGGGAUAAAUACCGGCGUGUGGGCAGCGUAGGCCGGCUGAAGUUGGAGGGAACACGCUGAUACGGGCUGUUACAGACGUAAAAUGUGCGACUAGAGUCAGAGGAGUCAGGGAAGUUGGUCGUUCUGAUCUUCGUGCUGUUUAUUCUCACCAGUGAGCUCCGCUUCGAGAUGAAGAAGCAGAGAGAGAGAGAGAGAGAGAGUUGCAGCGACGAAAUGUGGCACCAAAUAUGGUUUGAAACCAGCAAGUGGUAGCUGUGCUGGGUCAUGUCGAAGUAAGCCUAUUGGACUCGCCGGCUGGAUUGCCUUGAUGCGCUCCGAGAUUAAGAAUGGCUGUCUGUUGGGUAAGAGAAGCUAAAUCUUACGAGUGAUUCGUUAGCUGUGACUUCAUGUCGGAGAGAGAAGAGACGUAGUAAAAGCUGACGUAAUCGUAAGCGCGGGAAAAGAGGACAUGGCGAAACCACAUAUCUCCAUUUGGGUGAGUUGCGCGUCCGACUGAAUAAUAGAAACGAACGUCAAGACUUGCUGCAGUCCCUGUAGAUAUCUAUCCAUUAUCAACGCCUGGCUGUUAAACAGAUUGGGAAUGAAAAUGUCUGAUAUGCAGAAGGGGGUCACCGUGGGUCGAAGUACGACUGUCGACAACUCGAAGGUACUCAAAUCAGAGGGCCGGAAAGACAGUUAGAUGGGCAGGCUUUAUUGCGGCGAGGGAGUGUACAGGCAGUUCAGUAAGCAGCUGCAUUGAACCGUCGUAUCAGUCAAGAGAGCGUGUGUGUGCGUUGAUGUUGUUGGGCCCCAGCACGUCAGUUAAUGGCCGUGCUGGCUAUCGCGGGAGCAGACUGCCAUAUAAUAGCUGUAGGUAUACUGUUUAAACUGCCUUCCUGGCAGUCCUACUAGCCUGGUAACUUUUUAUCUGGCAAAAGUCACAUAGUUGCCUCUUCCAUAUUGUUGUUCCCCAAGCACGUUGAAACCCUCCAGUUGCACGCAGUUCACUCAUGAAAAUAUUAAAGCGGUCGGUUGUGGCCUGUCGAGGACUAACAUUUUCUCCAUUUUCUUUUUUAUUUUUGAAUUUAUAUGAUUUAAUACCUGAGGUAACGAGCGAAGAGUUAACUGCAAUUCAGGUCUCUUUGACUUCUACACCCUCCGCGCCUCCUUAAUCCAUGUGAAGUGCAUCGAUGCCCUAAUGCAACCACAAGAAGUACACCAUUUACGUCUUCGCUUUCCAAUUCUUCUCUUCGAGGUAGGGAAAGAAACCCCAGGAAGAAUGGACACGCCUGUUCACCUGGCUGUUCUCCACCCGAAGCGUUCUGAACCGUCGGGUAAUAGAGCGGUCUUCGUUAAGAGCUAAUUACGAGAUCAACAUGCCGUCGGGUAUGAAUCAUAAGCGGUCGCGGACCACACGAAACCAACCUCUUCAGACACGGACAAAUACUGGUCUAACACAUCAAUUGUCUUGUAGCAGCUAAGCUGUGAGAGUGUACUCAGAGCUCUAUAAUCAUCAGGCCAAAUCCCGAGCUGUAAGAAAAGACUGAAGUCACCAGAUUGAGGAUGGCCGCUGGCGAUGCCAGGGCUAAUGUUGACUGCGCCCGGUCUUUGAGACAUUGGUGGCAGCUGCUUUUGUAGGUUUUGGGGCAAUCUGAAAUGGUGUCCAUUUUGCGGGUGUAUGUUGAUUUGUCGAGGGGUGGUGUUCAGGUGGCAUGUGCUGCAGUAGCAGGGGAUGGUGUGCUCAAGGUGCGCACGGGCAGCUGCAACUCUGUAGACGCACGUGUUUCCGAAUUGAAGUCGGCCGGGUGGCCGCAGGUCAGCGCGUCUGGAACCGUCCGCCGCGAAAGUGAAUGACGUGGGGACAGCGGGGUCUUGAAAGGGACGCCAGCUUGACCAUGAUGGCCGCCCGUAACAGCUCCCUGCAGGACGCAGAACUAAGUGGUGUCGAUGGUGAGGCAAGCAAUUCAAUUGAUGAUGUGAUUCGGAGCACGUGCGGGUUAGAGAGCGAGUGUCGAUGAUAGGAGUGGCUCGGACCGCGUGCGAGUCUGAUGCUCCCACUUGCGCAGAGGUUCUGUUGGGCCAUCGGCCAUGGGUGUGUAAAUGUGGUCUCAAUGUGUGCCGGUGAGUUGGCACGUUGGUAUUGGAAGGAAGGAUAGGUCCGAUGCAAUGCAUCCCAGUGAGGGCUGAGUCAGGUUAAUGCAUCAGUGAAAUUGGCUCACUGUUGUCCAGACACAUAAGUUGGGAUAGAAUGCCGUGUCCAAAGUUUGGAAAUUCAUCGAUGCAUGUUCAUUGACAGGUUGGGCAUGUGAAAAUAACUCACGAAUGAUGGUUUUGUUGGUAAUGGGUGGAGGGAUGUCUCGGACACAAGAGAGAUGUGCUCAGAUGACAGCACAUUUGGGCUACUUCUCUACGCAGUUUGAUGGGGGCUUGACCUGGACUUCGAUGGCUGAUUUUUGUUGAUAAAAUCCACCUCGAUUUGCGACAGUGUCGGAAACCCCGUUUCCCCAUCUACGAACGCAAUGAGGGACACGGUGAAAACAGCAGGACGAAGUGGCGGACAAACACUGGUUUACCACACUGGUUACUUAAUGGGAAGGUCACGAGGAUAGCGAAUUCUAUCCGGCACUCACUUGUCGCUAUCCAAAGUUAUACUGGGAUCUCACAUCACUGGACUGGAAGGGUUAGACGGAGACAUCCGCCUUCGAAAACGCAAAAUAAAAAAAGUAUCCCUCCACCAAGCUGGCCGCACACGACAGAUCUCCGCGGAGUCACGAUUUGGCGGGCUUCUAGACGACCAGAUGACUAUGCUCUGGGCGCCACUCUUGAACUGGUCGCGGGCCAGAAGAAGUUGCUACUUGUCUGAAAACAACUGGUGGGCCUUGUUGCAAAUUUUAUUUAGUUCCUGAAAGAUUUUUUCUUCUACCUUCGCUGCCCAGACGAGAAUAAUUGCAUUCAUUCUAAGAAGGGAGAUAACUCCCACCCAGUUUUGGUUAAAGACUGUGCACGGGCUGUUUGUGCAAUAGAUGAGGACUGUCAUAAUCUCAUUUCGAUUCGUUGGCUGAUGUUAUACAAAAUUUUGAGCAUUAUUCAUAAUGAUUCCCUGCUGCUUUUUCUCCAGGUUCCUUUAGCUCCUCUGAAGUCGCAGGACGUAUAUCUUUGACAAUAGAAGAGGUAUGUCUUUGUCAAAAGUCUGCCUUUUUGAAAAAUUAGGACCUAAGUGUCUCCAGAUCGCAGAUCCUGUAAUAUUUGCUUUGAAUGUUUUAUAUAGCACCACUUACUAGAAGGCCACACUUUGUAAACAGACCUGCAUUUACGGACAGCAGGUAAAAUGCUAGAUGCAAAGAGAGGAAAGACGCUUCCAUUUUGAUAUAAUAAACACUUCCAACUCAGAAUUCUCCAAGUGCAUGGUCCGAAGACAGGUGAAAAAAGUCUCUCUUCUGAUAACGGAAUUGAGUCGUUAACGCAAGUAGGUAGCUGAUAAGGUAGUGGGUAUAUCUUGUCGACCUGGAGUCUGCGGCAGCAGUAGAAACCUAAAGACACUGGAAUGGGGGUUUUAUUCCGUGUAGGAUCCAAAGUCAGUAUCUCCGGUGACAGUGGCCAUGAUAUGUGUUGAUAGUUUUAGGGUGUGCCUGUGAGAUAGAUGAGGUGUCUCAGCUAGUCUGCUCUCAGACCAGCACGUCCGAACGGAUAAGUACUUUGGCGUACUUAAGUCAAAAACCAGGAAUAGGGGCAAGUGAUGGUGACAGCUUAGUAGCGGAUGUGUCCACCCUUAGUCACUGUUAUUCCUCUUUUCCUACCAGAGUACGGGUGCAGCCACCGGACAUCUCCUCGUCAUUUAGUGCGAAUAAGUGAGAGUUCUCUGUCCCACUGCAGCACUUUCAAAUAAGGGAUGAAAAUGUGUUCUGGAGGCAUGUAUGUCAUCUCGUUAUAAGGCUUCACUAAUAUGCAUAAAAGGAGGUUUCAUCUAUAUCCCCGCUUCAUUCUAAUAAAAUCUAUCAGUGCUUUUAUUUUUUAGGUCAAAAAUUGUCUUUCUUUUACUUAAGCGCCCCCUUUUUUACUCACCUUUCCGCAGUUCCUCGAGGCUUCAUUCAGAUUAUAG
Spirometra erinaceieuropaei is the source of this 80239-nucleotide messenger RNA. NCBI's taxonomy places the organism in Eukaryota, Metazoa, Platyhelminthes, Cestoda, Diphyllobothriidea, Diphyllobothriidae. The record is from the annotation of a GenBank genome assembly.